This is a messenger RNA of Bactrocera dorsalis (oriental fruit fly), 62477 nucleotides long. RefSeq names its product craniofacial development protein 2-like. Gene Ontology annotation, biological process: chromatin remodeling. The coding region runs from base 1 to 1206 and encodes 401 amino acids. The record is from RefSeq and is a predicted model, not a curated record. The transcript has 3 exons. Gene Ontology annotation, molecular function: catalytic activity. Lineage: Eukaryota; Metazoa; Arthropoda; Insecta; Diptera; Tephritidae. Gene Ontology annotation, cellular component: nucleus.
AUGAAAAGGAACAACAAGCCUCGGAUGAGUGACCCCCCUUUUGAUGACGACCAUGGCAAACGAAAUAAGGACUACGAAUUGAGGGCAUGCACCUGGAAUGUCCGGUCCCUUAAUUGGGAAGGUGCCGCUGCCCAGCUGGUUGAUGUCCUCGUGAAAAUAAAGGCUGACAUCACCGCCGUCCAAGAAAUGCGAUGGACGGGACAAGGACAGAGACAAGUAGGUCCUUGUGACAUUUACUACAGUGGCCAUAUAAAGGAGCGCAAGUAUGGUGUUGGAUUCGUGGUAGGAGAGAGAUUCCGUCGCCGAGUACUAUCAUUGACUGCGGUGAAUGAACGUCUAGCCACAAUCCGCAUCAAAGCGAGGUUCUUCAACAUAUCGAUGAUUUGCGCCCACGCCCCGACGGAAGAGAAGGACGAUGUGACCAAAGAUGCCUUUUAUGAGUGCUUGGAGCGCACUUAUGAGAGAUGCCCCCGCCACGAUGUCAAAAUCGUGCUUGGUGACUUCAACGCCAGGGUGGGCAAAGAAGGUAUCUUUGGCACUACGGUCGGUAAAUUCAGCCUCCACGAGGAAACAUCCCCAAAUGGGUUGAGGCUGAUCGACUUCGCCGGGGCCCGAAAUAUGGUUAUCUGUAGUACUAGAUUCCAGCAUAAGAAGAUACAUCAAGCUACCUGGCUGUCUCCGGAUCGAAAAACUACCAACCAGAUCGAUCAUGUUGUGAUAGACGGAAGACACGUCUCCAGUGUUUUAGAUGUGCGUGCGCUCCGAGGUCCUAACAUCGACUCGGACCACUAUAUUGUUGCAGCCAAAAUUCGCACCCGCCUCUGUGCAGCAAAAAACGCACGCCAACAAACACAAGGAAGGUUCGACGUCGAGAAGCUGCAAUCACAACAGACAGCCGAACGAUUUUCUACUCGGCUUGCACUCCUGCUCUCUGAGAGCACUCGUCAACAACUCGGUAUAAGGGAACUGUGGGACGGCAUUUCAAACUCCUUACGUACAGCUGCAACCGAAACCAUUGGUUUUCGGAAAGUGCAAAAGAACAGCUGGUACGACGAGGAGUGCCGUGUCGCAGCGGAGAGAAAACAGGCUGCCUACCUCGCAACGUUACGAUCGACCACAACACGUGCGGGAUGGGAUAGAUACCGAGAGUUGAAGAGGGAAGCGAGACGCAUUUGCAGACAGAAGAAGAAAGAGGAAAAUGCGUGAGUACGAACAGCUUGAUAAGCUGGCCGACAGGGGUAAUGCUCGAAAAUUCUACGAAAAAAUGCGGCGGCUUACAGAAGGUUUCAAGAUCGGAGCAUACUCUUGUAGAACCCCCCAAGGUUAUCUAGCCACCGAUGCCCAGAGCAUACUUAAAUUAUGGAGGGAACACUUCUCCAGCCUGCUGAAUAGCAGUGAAAGCACAACACCAGGAGGAGGCGAACCCGAUACCCCAACCGAUGACGAUGGAGCAGACGUUCCAUUGCCCGACCAUGAAGAAGAUCGAAUAGCAAUUGCCCGCCUGAAAAACAACAAAGCGGCAAGUGCCGAUGGAUUGCCGGCCGAGCUAUUCAAACACGGCGGCGAAGAGCUGAUAAGGUGCAUGCAUCAGCUUCUUUGUAAAAUAUGGUCGGACGAAAGCAUGCCCAACGACUGAAAUUUAAGUGUGCUAUGCCCAAUCCAUAAAAAAGGAGACCACACAAUCUGCGCCAACUACCGUGGGAUUAGCCUCCUCAACAUCGCAUAUAAGGUUCUAUCGAGCGUAUUGUGUGAAAGAUUAAAGCCCACCGUCAACGAACUGAUUGGACCUUAUCAGUGUGGCUUUAGACCUGGCAAAUCAACAACCGACCAGAUAUUCACCAUGCGCCAAAUCUUGGAAAAGACCCGUGAAAGGAGAAUCGACACACACCACCUCUUCGUCGAUUUCAAAGCUGCUUUCGACAGCACGAAAAGGAGCUGCUUUAUGCCGCGAUGUCUGAAUUUGGUAUGCCCGCAAAACUGAUACGGCUGUGUAAACUGACGUUGAGCGGCACCAAAAGCUCCGUCAGGAUCGGGAAGAACCUCUCCGAGCCGUUCGAUACCAAACGAGGUUUCAGACAAGGCGACUCCCUAUCGUGCGACUUUUUCAAUCUGCUGCUGGAGAAAAUAGUUCGAGCUGCAGAACUUAAUCGAGCAGGUACAAUCUUCUAUAAGAGUGUACAGCUGCUGGCGUAUGCCGAUGAUAUUGAUAUCAGCGGCCUCAACACCCGCGCCGUUAGUUCUGCUUUCUCCAGGCUGGACAAGGAAGCAAAACGAAUCGGUCUGGCAGUGAACGAGGGCAAGACGAAAUAUCUCCUGUCAUCAAACAAACAGUCGUCGCACUCGCGACUUGGCACUCACGUCACUGUUGACAGUCAUAACUUUGAAGUUGUAGAUAAUUUCGUCUAUCUUGGAACCAGCGUAAACACCACCAACAAUGUCAGCCUAGAAAUCCAACGCAGGAUAACUCUUGCCAACAGGUGCUACUUCGGACUAAGUAGGCAAUUGAGAAGCAAAGUCCUCUCUCGACAAAUAAAAACCAAACUCUAUAAGUCACUCAUAAUUCCCGUCCUGCUAUAUGGUGCAGAGGCUUGGACGAUGUCAACAACCGAUGAGUCGACGUUGCGAGUUUUCGAGAGAAAAGUUCUGCGAAAGAUUUAUGGUCCUUUGCGCGUUGGCCACGGCGAAUAUCGCAUUCGAUGGAACGAUGAGCUGUACGAGAUAUACGACGACAUUGACAUAGUUCAGGGAAUCAAAAGACAGCGGCUACGCUGGCUAGGUCAUGUUGUCCGGAUGGACGAAAACCCUCCAGCUCUGAAAGUAUUCGACGCUGUACCCGUCGCGGGAAGCAGAGGAAGAGGAAGACCUCCACUCCGUUGAAAGGACCAAGUGGAGAAGGACCUGGCUUCGCUUGGAAUAUCCAAUUGGCGCCACGUUGCGAAAAGAAGAAACGACUGGCGUGCGGUUGUUAACUCGGCUAUAAUCGCAUAAGCGGUGUCUACGCCAAUUAAGAAGAAGAGGACUUAAAUAUUUGCCGAUACAUCGAUACAUCCAACAUAAAGUCACCCGGAAGCUCGCAAAUCUUUAUAUUAAAUAUAUGGAGGCUCAGGAAAGUAUCGACCCCUUUUUGAUACACAGAAUUACAUAUUUUUCUUUAGGAAAGGAUUCCGAUAUUUUCGGUCGAAAGUCAAUUAUAGAUACUGGAGUCCACAUAUUCGGUACGUAGGAGUUUGAGCAGUUUUGAUUGGAUUCGGGAAAUUUUUGGUCAUAAGAUAGCAUACUUUAAAAUAAUUAUUAGUGCAAAAUUUUGUCCCUUUAUUAUAAUUACGCCGUUUUUUAUCUUAAUUUAGUGCUUAGUUAUGGUACUUUAUAGGUUUUCGGUUAAUGGGGUGGCAGUGGUCCGAUCACGCUCAUCUACGAAUUUGUAGAUAGUACUAAGGAAUCAGCAUACAAAGUUCGUCAAGAUAAUGUGCAUAUCUUAAUUUUUACUCGCUGUACUGUAAUUUUGUAUUAGCGAGGGACACCUCUUGGCUAAAAGUGACACUAAUAUGUGAGUUAUCUCAAUGAAAGUGAGACAGCAUGUUUUUUUCAUAACAGUGUAUCUUUGUGCUUAAAUAAGAAAAAAACAAGAAAAAACGUUAACUUCGGCUGCACCGAAGCUAAUAUACCCUUCACAGGCGCAUUCCUUUUAGUAACUAUAUGUUCAUUUUGUAUUGAAGCUCAAUGCUAUAGUAAUCCGAUCUGAAAAAAUCUUUCGGAGAUUAUAUUAUUCCCUUAAGCAGCAAUCGAUGUCAAAUUUCGUGAAAAUACCAUGUCAAAUGCGAAAGUUUUCUAUACAAGCCCUUGAUUCUGAUCGUUCGGUUUUAAUGGCAGCUAUAUGCUAUAGUAAGCCGAUCUGAACAAUUUCAUCCGAUAUUACAUUGUCGGCAGUUCCGACAGAUAAGCCGCUUGUUGAAGAGAAAAUUACGUUUGCAAAACUUCAAAAUGAUAUCUUAAAAACUGAGGGACUAGAUCGUAUAUAUACAGACGGACAGACAGACAGACGGACAUGGCUAAAUCGACUCAGCCCAACAUAUUGAUUAUUUAUAUAUAUACUUUAUUGGGUCUCCGAGGCUUCUUUUUGGGUGUUACAAACAUCGUAGCGAAAUUAAUAUGUACAUAUAUUCUGUUCAGGGAAUAAAAGCUGGCGUAAACUUGAUCUAGACCUUAUAUAUCACAUAUCAGGAUUUUCGAACAUCAGGCUGACUUUACUCCAUAUGAUUGGUAAUUGUAUAUGAGACACUUUAAUGAAAUAUUUAAUGAAGCUCUGAGAGCGCUUUAAUUGCCUUUAUCAAUUCCUUUAUCUUUAUUAACAUGGUUACCAUCAGUUGAUGUUGAUGGCAGUCCUGGACGUGGUUCGUCGUCAAGGCGUUCUCAACUCUCUUUGAAUAAUUUGUACCGUACGAAUUAAAGACACUUGAUCGCUAAAAGCAAUUAUCCCCGAACGCCUUUUCCAACAGUCUGAACAUUUCAGCACCAGAAAUUUCACUAAACACUAAUGUUUAUUUUGAUGUGACAUUUGACACAGGUUUUUCAACAAAAUUUAAAUUAAAAAGUCUUUUUAUUUUUUGCCCACAGUAGUAUAUAUAUAUACCAUACAUAAUAACAAUGCAUUAACAAUAAUUACAAUGUUUAAAUGUGAUUGGUAAAUAAUUUUAUUCUCAUUAACUGGUUUUCAUCGACGCCAAUUACGAUAUUCGUAUUAUUCUUUAUUUCAGUACUAAUCUUCGGUGUCGGUACAAAACUUGAACUGUGUUUUAUUACAUAAUACAAUUACGUUAAAAGGUCAUUCUGGGUUUUCUUAAAUAUAUAUUAAAACGGUUUACAAUAAAAACAUACAUGGCGAUGCAUCCCUCUUGUCUUUUUCUUGAUGUAAACUUUUCCAUGAAUUUUUAUACAUCUGUAAGUUAAUAUUAUGCAUAUAUUACAUGUAUAUACAUUGUGACAAAAUGAACUGGGAAAGUGUAAAUAAAAUACAUAAUAUUUAUUUAUUUAUCAAUAUUUAUAUGGCCCCCUUCUCCAACAGACGUAAUACUUACGCUUAUGCCAACGAUUUUUCUAGUCCUCGAAAUACUUUUAAUAUGCACUUUUUGGGAUGGGCUUCAGGACCUUGGUCGAAUUUUGUGCUAUUUCUUCGAUCCGCGGAAAACGGAUUCCAUUCUCUUCACGAAUGUGGGAUCGGAAAUCGCACGUUCAAGUAUGUCCAAAGAGACCUGUUUUCGGUACUCUUUACUCUACUCGUUUCGAUACGAGUCGAGCAAAAAUCCGUUUCAUAUCCAUCAAAAUCAUUCAAACGGACUUGCGAGAUAUAUAUUUCUAACACUUCUUUUACGAUUUUCAAGUACUUUGUUUUCAUUUUUUUAAUCAGUCGAAAAAGUCGAAGGUGAUCCAGAACGAGGCAUGUCUUAAACGAUCUUGUGUAGAAACACAAUUCUAUCAAUAAAUAUUUUAAUUUAUGUAUGCAUGUGUAAACCAAAUUAAAUAAGUUUAUAUGUAUUAUUGUAUAUUUUAUUCGUUGAGGGCAUGCGUAUUGCAUGUGUAUAAAUGCAUACGUGUCUCAUAUAUGUACAUAUUCAUGCUGCAUAUAUUACAUAUAUAUUUAUAUGUUUAUUAAUGUAUGUUUUGUACUGUCUUUGCCUUAUCUAACAUGUGUGGACUGUACAAUUUAUUACAAAAGUUAGAAUUACAUAUUCUUAUCUCAUAAAAUAACCUUCCGAUGUUUUUUGGCUGUAAUUAAAAAAAAAUUGAUUCUGCUUGUGGAUUAUUUUUAUUUGGUUACAUUUUUUUACAUCGAAUAUGAUAUCAUGUGAAUGGCCACCGCCAUUUUUGAUUGUCAUUUGAGCCCUUUUUAUGGCAUUUUCCCCUUGGCCAGAACUUCCGGCGAUAGGUCCUCACAUUCUUGGCGGAUAUUGUCUUUAAGAGCUGCAAGAGUCUGCGGCUUGUUGACAUAAACCCGCGAUUUCAAAAUGCCCCACAAAAAGAAGUCUGAGCGAAAACAGCACACCAUACAGUAACUUUGAGCGGGUGUAAUGGCUCUUCGUGGGUUACACGCGGAUUUUCAGUGCCCCAGAUGCAUAAAUUUUGCUUACUUACGCACCCGCUAAGAUGGAAAUGGGCCUUAUCACUCAUAAUUAUAGCAGCUAACAGCUGAUGCACCGUCUGGACUUUGUACGCAAACAUCUUUAAAUCUUGUACCAAAAUUCGCUGUAAACACCGUUAUACCCAUUUGCGUGGCACGCCGUCUGGUCGAUGUCGACGGCACUUCUAUGACAUCCUCGGCAACAUCAGCAAUAUUCUCUGCAAAACGGCUACUCCGGGGUCUGCCACGCCUAGAGAUGGGCAGUGGGAAAAAACCCAAGGUUUUUCCCAUUUGGGAAAAAACCGGGUAUUUAUGUGGGAAAAAACCCAAUUGACGGGUACUUUCAUUAUAGAACGUAAUUAUCACGAUCUUAAAAAAAUUAACAUUUUUUUUUAUUAUUUUUAGAACAAAUGCAGCGAAAAAUAGGUACUUUGCGAUGCGCACAUACUUUGCGCCUGCAUAUAUAGUGCACUAGCAGUUGCCGGUUGUUCGAAAAGUGAAAAUGUGUAGCCUGAUUCAGGAACUAAACUAAAACCAGCAGUUUAUUAUAACAACAAAAAGACGUCUUCUUGUUUUAUUAUAAGAUUUUUUCUGCGCAUUGUGGUGGUGAAAGAACCUUUGACCAAAAAAAAAAAAAUAAAACAACGAGAGAUACUUACUAACAAAUAUUUAUUACACUUUACAAAAGUUACAAAAGUGUUUUUUUACAAUUGAAAAUUUUUAGUCACUAUCGCUACUGUCAUGAUCAUUAAAUAUAUUAUUAACACGUUCGCGGACGUGAAUGCUAUAGCAUUCAUUUUCAUACUGAUGCAAAAUGACGUGAAUGCUAUAGCAUUCAAACUUUAAAGCCAAUUUUUAUUCAUUUAAUUUAAUACAAUCUUAAGUUUUUGUAAUUAAUACACAUUUCAAAAUAAUGACUAAUUGGUUCAUUAGAUACUUUCAUAUUAUUUUAUCUUUUCUCAGAGUACUUACAAAUUCAUUCAUGUCAUUCUGGUUGAAAAGUAGUAUCUAUAUCGUCGUGGAUGCUAUAGCAUUCAUUGUAUAUAACGGUUAAAAUACGAUGUUCUGACUACUCUUAUAAUAUAUGUCUAAUUAGAUUUCGGAUAUUACAACUAGUUUCAAAAAUAAUUGCCUGUAUAUUUUUGCAGCUCCCUAAAAUUUUUUGCGUCCGCGAACGUGUUAAUGUUGCUAAAUUCUAUUAGUUUCGUAUUUUCACGAGAUGUUGAAGGUCGUUCUUUAUUUGUUGGGAUACCAAACGGACUUGACAAUUGCCUGGGUGUAGAUAACGGCUCGUCAUCAUCGUCAUUGUCAUCAACUUUAUGUUUGUGUAAACUUGUUACAAUUAUACGAUAUAAAAGAUAUUUUUGCUGUCCUGUCUGUAGUCAAUCUAUUUCGUUUGUGACUAUGUACAAUGCGCAUGAGUGCUAAAAGAUCGUUCAGUGGCUGCUGAAGUACAUGGAGCAGUUAGAAUACGCACUGCAACCCUACUCAGCAAUUUGGACCUGCGGAGUCCUCUCCACCAAAUUACCGGGUUCAUUUCGGCGACAUGUUUCCAUAUAAAUGAUCAAAUCCAUAAACCCUGUUUAGCUCUAUAAUUGGCUAAAUCAGCACCAACGUCAAUAUUGAGCGAUUGGCUCACAUCGUGUAUAAACUCCAUGGCAUCCACUUCGUGUUCUUCUUCUAAUUCAAUGCCUUGCGAUCUUGGAUCUAAUAAAUAUGCAGCAUAGUGAAUGGGUUUCAAACAAUUAUUUGUUCGCCUAAUUACAGCAUUUGCAAUAUCUUGUCUAUGAUGCUCAUUUAGAAUGGAUAUAUGCGGAAAUGCAAAAUUAAAUGUAGACUUAAUAUCUUUGGCUAUAUAAACUUCAUUUAUAAGUAUUCCAUUGCCUUUAAGUUUGAAAAUUUUAUCUGUUAUAGGUUCCAGUAUAUACAAUUUUCUACAUGGUUCAGAAAUUUAAAUCCAAUAAAUUUGAUUUUAUUUCGCUUGAAAUAUUGGCAUCUUCGUGAACUGCUAAUGUCUGUAAUGCAACUUUGGAUUUUUUUUAACUUUUUAACGCAGUGCAGUUACUGCCCCAGCGGGUUUUCCCUUUUUCUUUUACAAUCUGAGCUAAUAAAACGCUCAUACUUUGGUUUCUUUUUAUUGCUUUUAUUGUAUCUGUGGCGAUCGAUAUAAACGCAUUAAUAGGUUCUAGUUUUAAGCAAUCUUCGCAUAGCAAAUUCAAUGUAUGUGCUACACAUCUCAGCGGUAUUAUAUGUAUGUGCAUACGAAUUUUUAACUAUCUGAAAUGCUCUUUGAAUAUUAUUUGCGUUAUCUCCGAUAACAGUUACAAAUUUGUGGCCUCCAUACACGUUUAUAACAUUGAUUAUCUCUUGAGAUAAAUAUUGGCUUGUAUGUCGAUUUGUAAGAGUAUUAAGGCUUUAAUAGGCUCAGGUUUUGCAAUAACGAAGUUGAUGAUACCUUCAUUGCUCUGAUUGCUCCAGCCAUCACACUGCAAAUGUAAAUCAUUUAUAGACUUCAGUUCGUCUGUAAUUUCAUUGACCAUUUCAUUAUAAAUAGUUUCCAAAUGUGUUGUAGAGAUAGCUUUUCUGAAUGGUAACUUAUAAAGUGGUUGCAAAUCGUCAAAAAAUCGUACCCACAGCGGAUGUUCAACGAUGGAUAAAGGAGAACCGGUAACAAAUAUUGCCUUCGAUAAGAGCUGAUCUAGAUAAAGUUUUUUUCUGUUAAAACUUCUGAUAAAAUCAUAAUAUUAGAAAUUGUAUCCGUCAAACUGUUAUCCUGUGACAUUUCAUUAUGUGAUUCAGCUUGCAAGGGCAGAUUUGUGGCAGUUGUGCUAGUAACAGGUAUUUUCUGUAAUUUGUUCUUGAUAACAGUUGGACAUCUAUAACACAGAUGGCUGGUCAUCUUGCUGACAUUGCCAAAUUGGUAAACUUUUUCACAGUAUUUGCAUUUUACUGUUUGCCGAAUGAAAAUAGUUUUCCCAUACAUCAGUGUUUUUCUUUCUGGGCAUGAUGUGAUCUAAUAAAAAAAACCGAUAAAAAAACAGUAGAAAUGCAUAAAGUUGUUCUAAAGUAUUGUAUAUUAACAGAGUAGGUAUACCUACGAAACUAAUAUGAAAUAAGUAUAAAUUCCAAAAGAAGGAAUUUAUACUUUGCCCAAUUUCAAUGAAUAAAAGUAUAAGGUUUGCAAGGAAUAUAAAACUUCUAUAGUCUAAUAUAACAAAUAUUAAAGCUCAAACUUACCGGUAAGUUACCGCUCAUAAAAAGAAGUAAGUAUCGAAGUCCGUAAGUAGUUGUCAACCCAAAGUAAAUCACGUAUUUAAGCACUAGGCUAUCAAAAGUCCAUAAAACAAAAUCCAAUCCACAAAUUCGCACAGUACGAAGGCAAAACAACGUGUGAGAUAGAUAGAUCACUAACGUGUACGCCACUACUCAUUUUAUUUAAUUAGAGAGCAUGAAGUAUAUGUAUAUAACGUAUUUAUUAAAUAAUGAAAAUAAACAAAGUUAGGUUAGCUCUAACUAGUAGUAAUAAAGGGUGAUUUUUUAAGAGCUUGAUAACUUUUUAAAAAAAAAAACGCAUAAAAUUUGCAAAAUCUCAUCGGUUCUUUAUUUGAAACGUUAGAUUGGUUCAUGACAUUUACUUUUUGAAGAUAAUUUCAUUUAAAUGUUGACCGCGGCUGCGUCUUAGGUGGUCCAUUCGGAAAGUCCAAUUUUGGGCAACUUUUUCGAGCAUUUCGGCCGGAAUAGCCCGAAUUUCUUCGGAAAUGUUGUCUUCCAAAGCUGGAAUAGUUGCUGGCUUAUUUCUGUAGACUUUAGACUUGACGUAGCCCCACAAAAAAUAGUCUAAAGGCGUUAAAUCGCAUGAUCUUGGUGGCCAACUUACGGGUCCAUUUCUUGAGAUGAAUUGUUGUCCGAAGUUUUCCCUCAAAAUGGCCAUAGAAUCGCGAGCUGUGUGGCAUGUAGCGCCAUCUUGUUGAAACCACAUGUCAACCAAGUUCAGUUCUUCCAUUUUUGGCAACAAAAAGUUUGUUAGCAUCGAACGAUAGCGAUCGCCAUUCACCGUAACGUUGCGUCCAACAGCAUCUUUGAAAAAAUACGGUCCAAUGAUUCCACCAGCGUACAAACCACACCAAACAGUGCAUUUUUCGGGAUGCAUGGGCAGUUCUUGAACGGCUUCUGGUUGCUCUUCACCCCAAAUGCGGCAAUUUUGCUUAUUUACGUAGCCAUUCAACCAGAAAUGAGCCUCAUCGCUGAACAAAAUUUGUCGAUAAACACAUUUCGAACCGAACACUGAUUUUGGUAAUAAAAUUCAAUGAUUUGCAAGCGUUGCUCGUUAGUAAGUCUAUUCAUGAUGAAAUGUCAAAGCAUACUGAGCAUCUUUCUCUUUGACACCAUGUCUGAAAUCCCACGUGAUCUGUCAAAUACUAAUGCAUGAAAAUCCUAACCUCAAAAAAAUCACCCGUUAGUACGUACUAUUUGAUAUACACAUGUAUCUACACAUUAUCUAGAUGUUACAUAUGCUAAGUAUGAAAAAACCCGAAUAUUAUCCCAUUCGGUAAUUUUCCCCGGGUUUUUUCCCUAUUUUUUCCCACAUUGGGGUUUUUUCCGGGUAAAAUCCCAUCUCUAGCCACGCCUGGCAGCAUCUCGUGUUGUGCCAGUCUCUUCGAGGCGAGCGGCGAAACAUCGCAGUGUUUCACCAAUCGGCGUCGGACGGCCAGAAAAUCUGCGACGAAAUUCACAUUGUGCCACAGUUACUGACCGAUUAUUGGUCAAAUAAAUAGUCACCAAUAACGCGUUCUGGAGCAGUGUAGCGUACCAUUGUUUAUUUACGUGUAUUUCGCAUGUGUUUACUACACAAAUGUCAAAACAGAACUGGCAGUAGAGGUCAAUUGCAAAAUUUAUAGCAUCUUCUGAUAGGAGGAUUAUAUAAAGUGUCUAAAUAUAUUUCUGCAAUGUUCAAUUUUGAACACAUGUACGUAUUGUGUUAUCUCCAUUAGUGGACAAUAUAUGUAUCUCUGAUACUUAAACUUGAGGCCCUAUGUUCCACCUAGGAACUAGGGGAAUAUAUAUAUAUACCUAUAUAUAUAUAUUUAAACUUAAUUUUCUUAAAUUUAAUUUUUUUUCUGUGCUUGAAAUAUCGAUGCAUCUUCUCCUUGACUUUUGUGUUGUGGUGCCAGAAUCAUCUCAGUAAUUUUCUGCUCUUAUAUCAUUACUUGUGUAUUACUUGUUGACUUUGCCGGAUUUUGAACUUUUCCUUCAUAUGCUUCAUCUUCGUCUUGGAAAAUUUGGUCUAUUACUUCGUCUUCGUCCUCAUCUUCAAGCGCUUUAACAUUGGCAACAGUUUAAGUUAAGUGCUCAUUAGCCGCUUUAUCGGCCCCUUCUUAAAAACUAUCCAAAUUCCUUUGCUUAUUUAAAAUGUCAGCCUCAAUAUUUUUAACAUUAGCUACAUCGGUAGUGCUUCUCUCCGUAAAUGUUUUUUGUGUCUCCAAAUUACGAGCCGUUUUCUGUUCUUGUGUAUUUUUUUGUUAACUUAAAUUGAAUUGCUGCACUCUUGUUACUCGACUUUAAUUUGUGUAUCUUCUAAUGCUUUGUGGGAUAUCAUUGUUAAAUCUAUUGAUUGUUUUGUUUUCGUUAGAACCUUACUACGCAUUUUCUAACGAGUUUGUGUAUGAUCACUUCCUGACAUUCUAUCGGACAUUUCGAUAACUUCUUCAUUUAGUAUUACUUUUCGCAUUAACCGUCUCAUUUGGUGUCGAAAAACCUUGACCUCUGAGGUUAUUUUUGUAAAGGAAUAAAAGGAAGUCAUUCACUUCAAAGUGAAACCCUUACGGGUUCGCGUUGUCGUAGUGAACCAACUAACUUCGGUAGUUGAUUUUCCUGAUUUCUUGAAAGCCAGCUUGCACACAAAUAGUUGUGCACUAUUCAGGUUUUCGGACUCAUACAUAUCAAUGCGCGAUUAAUCACUUGUCAUCAUGUCAUUGACGUGUUUUGAAGAACUGUUACCGUAUAAUUUUUCACGACCAUUCGAAACGAACCUUUUUUGAGUGAUCGACAAAUUCUGUGGGAUCCCACGUGAAAAAUAAAAUGUUCAUACAAUAUUGAAUGUACGCUGGUCCGACUAAUGCGCAUAAAUGUCUUAACCCCAUGAUAGGUUACAUGACGAUCUUGCAAUAACAGUUUAUAUUUUGGACGAGCUUCCCAAAAUUCAUCUUGGAGUGAUCUACAACCUCGAUUAGAUUUAGCAUACCAUCGAUAAGCACUGGUCCUUGAUGGAAUUUCACAGCCAAAAAGGUAAUUAAGCUCAUCGGUGCACUGUUGCUGAGCUAAUAUACAACAAAAGUUGUAAAAAUAAUUGCACGAUAAUGUUUACGAUUGAAUUUCAUUUUUGGCCGAGAUGAGUACUUUAAGUAACUGGAAACAAAACAAUUAGCGCUCGUAUGUCAAAACGCUUUGAUUGUGUAUAACAUUAAAAAUAAAAAACUUUACUAUAAAGUUGUGAGUUGCCAGAUUGCAACACUAGGGUUGUCAAAUCCGGAAAUAUAAAAGCAAUCUACGUUGACCAAUUUCAGUCAUAUUCAACCCUAAACUCUAUUUAUGAAAAAUUUUUGACUUAGUUUUAUUAAAGUAUCACACUUAUUGACCGACAUAAACUUUUUAAAGUAAGUUGAAAAGGUAAAAUGUAUCAAAAUCAGUAGCUAAAUCGUGCAAGUAUAUUUGGGAAUAUAAUAAAAUGUGCUAAGAUAAUCAAACUCUUUAUUUAUAAGAUGUUUGCCAAAGGAACCUAUGCUUGUAAAAUGACUACCCUUUAAGUAUAUUUUUAUUUCUGGAAGAAAGAAAAAGUCACAUGGAAAAUGUCUGGUGAAUAUAGAGGCUGGGGCAUCGUUACAUAUUUUUGGUAUUAAAGGGACGUAUUUUUAUUAUUCUUCAUUUACUUAAAGUCUCUAAGAUAUCUUACGUUUUAAUCAUGCAUACGGUAUAAAGUCCACCGGAUGUUUGAAAUUGAAAUCAUUCUCUAAAACCGUGCUCCCCGAGUUUCACUACUUCAUUUAAAUUUUAGUAUUACGACAUAUCUUUAGAUUAAUUAGCUAACUCACAGAUAGAUAUUAUGUAUACUAAGGUGUGCCAUUCUGAGGCAACCUUUUUUUUUCAACUGAAAAACAGGCUCAAAACUUUCGAAAAUGUGUAAAAAAAAGUCACUCAAAAGAUGAGCUCCUAAUAUUAAUAUUAAGAGGUGCCUAUUUCAAAUUUUCUGUUUUCCAUAUAAAUUACAUAGAAAAAAAUCAUUUUUUUUGUGGUGGUUAUUGUGCGGAGGUUUUAUAUGUGCCCCGAUGGCUGCCAAUAGUGAUGGUAAACUCGAUUCCGAUUCUACUCGAGAAUCGAGUUUUCUCGUAAAAUAAUCGAUUUUUCGAAUGUCAAGAACCGAUUCUUAAUCGACUUCGACUACUGGAGAUCGAUUCCGAAAAAUCGAUUAUUUUACGAGAAAACUCGAUUUUCGAGUAGAAUCGGAAUCGAGUAUACCAUCCCUACUGGCAGCUAUCGUGGCACAUAUAAAACCUCCGCACAAUAACCACCACAAAAAAAAUGAUUUUUUUUCUAUGUAAUUUAUAUGGAAAACAGAAAAUGUCAAGAACCGAUUCUUAAUCGACUUCGACUACUGGAGAUCGAUUCCGAAAAAUCGAUUAUUUUACGAGAAAACUCGAUUUUUGAGUAGAAUCGGAAUCGAGUAUACCAUCCCUACUGGCAGCUAUCGGGGCACAUAUAAAACCUCCGCACAAUAACCACCACAAAAAAAAAAUGAUUUUGUUUCCAUGUAAUUUAUAUGGAAAACAGAAAAUUUGAAAUAGGCAGCUCUUAAAAUUAAUAUUAAGAGCUCAUCUUUUGAGUGACUUUUUUUUACACAUUUUCGAAAGUUUUGAGCCUGUUUUUCAGUUGAAAAAAAAAAGGUUGCCUCAGAAUGACACACCCUAAUGUAUACAGUAUAAAGUCAUGCGAUUAUUUGAAAAUAGUAAUAUUGCUAAUAAGGGCUAGGGGAAAUAUUGAAUCGAUUUUAUCAAGUUAUGGAAAUAUAAUGUUACCAGAUAAACAUGUCCUCUGAGUUUUUUUUGGCGCAGUGGGCAUUUUUUUGAACCAGCCUUUAUAAUCUUCAAAUAUAACUAAAACUCUUAAACGGAAAUGUCUCAAAAAACAUACGGUACCGCGUUCCACUUUUUAAAGAAUUUCGGAAAGAAAAUCAAUUUGUCGGUUUUAUCUAAUUAGCUUUUCACGACUACUUUGGCGGUAUAUUGGGAACAACAAUGUACUGCUACCGAUUUAUUUUUGUGAAGAGGAAGAAUACGAAGUAGAGGAAUACAAGGAUUUCAAAAAUGAACAUUUGCAGGUAUUUAAGUAGUUGCCAAACGAAUUAGGCGUUAGCGCAUUUAAUAGCUUAAGACAUUUAAUUUCAAGGGCUGAAGCGACAUUAAAAAAGGAACUAAACGAUUACCGAGACAUAUUUUAUGAAGAAGGGAGCAAUUUGCCGUUUACUUGUAUUAUACAUUAUAGGAUUAAAACUAAGACGGAGUCGCCAAUUUAUACCAAGCUUUAUAGAUACCUAGUUGUGCAUCGUGUUGAAUUAGACAGACAAAUAAAUGAGAUAUUAAAACAAAAUAUAAUAGUUCAGAGCAAUAGUCCUUAAAGAUCACAUUUAUGGGACGUAAUCGUAUGCCCAUACUGGUAGUUCUAAAAAAAGCUCCCGCAACGAUGCAAAGACUCAUUAAUCAUUUUGUAGAUUACAUUAACAAAAUUAGUGUCGUAUACUAGGACUAUAUUGUAAUUUUUUCUACUAGCUUUAUAGAACAAAUUGAUUUCAUAACGAAAAUUUUUAAGAAAUUAAGAAAAUCAAAUUUGAAAUUUCCAGGUGAAAAGUGCCAUUUCGCGCAACGAGAUUUUUAGGUCAUGUUGUUUCAGUUGACGGUAUUAGAUUAGAUCCAUCGCAAAAUAAAACAAUCGCAGCGAUGUCACCACCAUCCAAUACGAAAGAAAUAAUACAAUUUCUGGGCAUUAUGGGAUAUUAUCGGAAAUUUAUACGUGAUUAUGCAAAGGUAGCCUACCCAAUGAUUCGGUAUUUAAAAAAUAUUGUGUUGUUAACCCAUCUUUACCCAUCGUUGCGCAAGCGCAACAUUUCGAAUUUGUUUUUUUUUUAUUUCUAAAAUAAGGAAAUAAAUCUAUGAAAUGUAAGCCAGUCUCAAAAAGAAGAACUAACAGAUAGACAACAAUUUUUUUUAUGGCUUUUCAAAUAUAAAUGCAUUUUAUUUUUAUCAUUCAAAAACUGCUAAUUGAGUCAUCUCGGGAUCGAUAUAUUCAUCCAAUCAUAAAAAAUAUUAAUUUAAAUAAACCUUUACUUUUUACACUGUACAAAGCUUUAACAAUAUCUUCUUUGUGAUAUAAACCCUUUUGGUGGACAAAACUACCUACACGUGUUGUUUAUCUUACAUUUCUAGGAAACGUUGCGUUUACGCAACCUUGGGUAUAACAAUAGUCUGUUGUUAUUGUUACUCAGCAUGCCAUUCGUGUUAGAAAUGUAUUGUCAAUAAUGGGUUCUCGCUAUUCAAGGAGUAGUUCUGUUUUGUUUUUAUUAUUCAGUUGGUUCUAGAACGUUGUGCUAAUAACAUAGAUAACUUGAUACGAGACUCUUUGGUUCGAGAGAGAGCUGUCAAAACUAUGCUAAUAGUAUCACAUAGUAAUUUCUAAAAAACGUUAAGUGAGUGUAUACAAAUCAGUAAAUAAUAAGGCGAAAUAUUAUGGCUUGGCAGCGAUUACUAUCUUCUCAAGAAAUUCUGAGUACCUUAGAAGAGGAAGAGGAUUUACAAGAUGCCACUCAAAUCGAUGCCGUGUACAUCCCCCCGACGAUUGACAAUCUUACAGACGAGGAAGGCCUAGAUGAUGACGCGCUAGGUGAUUUUGACAAUAUUGUGUCCACUGAUAUCGCUGGAACAUAUGAAAUACACACCGAUUUACCCUUAGAGCCUGAAAACACGCAAGGUGAGCUCGGUCCUUCAACAUCGAAGAAGCCAAGACUGUCAAAGAAGUCCCCAAAAUGUGUUCCAGACUGGAAAAAAGAACAUCCGACCUAUAUGAAUUGUCCUACAAGUGAUGAAACAGUACUUCUUCUUCUUCACUGGCGUAGACACCGCUUACGCGAUUAUAGCCGAGUCAACAACAGCGCGCCAGUCGUUUCUUCUCUUCGCUACGUGGCGCCAAUUGGAUAUUCCAAGCGAAGCCAGGUCCUUCUCCACUUGGUCCUUCCAACGAAGUCGAGGUCUUCCUCUUCCUCUGCUUCCCGUGACGGGUACUGCGUCGAAUACUUUCAGAGCUGGAGUGUUUUCAUCCAUCCGGACAACAUGACCUAGCCAGCGUAGCCGCUGUCUUUUAAUUCGCUGAACUAUGUCAAUGUCGUCGUAUAUCUCGUACAGCUCAUCGUUCCAUCGGAUGCGGUAUUCGCCGUGGCCAACGCGCAAAGGACCAUAAAUCUUCCGCAGAACUUUUCUCUCGAAACCUCGCAACGUCGACUCAUCGGUUGUUGUCAUCGUCCAAGCCUCUGCACCAUAUAGCAGGACGGGAAUUAUGAGCGACUUAUAGAGUUUGGUUUUUGUUCGUCGAGAGAGGACUUUACUUUUCAAUUGCCUACUCAGUCCGAAGUAGCACCUGUUGGCAAGAGUAAUCCUGCGUUGGAUUUCUAGGCUGACAUUGUUGGUGGUGUUAAUGCUGGUUCCUAAAUAGACGAAAUUAUCUACAACUUCAAAGUUAUGACUGUCAACAGUGACGUGAGUGCCAAGUCGCGAGUGCGAUGACUGUUUGUUUGAUGACAGGAGAUAUUUCGUCUUGCCCUCGUUCACUGCCAGAUCCAUUUGCGUUGCUUCCUUGUUCAGUCUGGAGAAAGCAGAACUAACGGCGCGGGUGUUGAGACCGAUGAUAUCAAUAUCAUCGGCAUACGCCAGCAGCUGUACACUCUUAUAAAAGAUUGUACCUGCUCGAUUCAGUUCUGCAGCUCUAAUAAUUUUCUCCAGCAGCAGAUUGAAAAAGUCGCACGAUAGGGAGUCGCCUUGUCUGAAACCUCGUUUGGUAUCGAACGGCUCGGAGAGGUCCUUCCCGAUCCUGACGGAGCUUUUCGUGUUGCUCAACGUCAGUUUACACAGCCGUAUUAGUUUUGCGGGGAUACCAAAUUCAGACAUCGCGGCAUAAAGGCAGCUCCUUUUAGUGCUGUCGAAAGCAGCUUUGAAAUCGACGAAUAGGUGGUGAGUGUCGAUCCUCCUUUCACGGGUCUUUUCCAAGAUUUGGCGCACGGUGAAUAUCUGGUCGGUUGUUGAUUUACCAGGUCUGAAGCCACACUGAUAAGGUCCAAUCAGUUUGUUGACGGUGGGCUUUAAUCUUUCACACAAUACGCUCGAUAGAACCUUGUACGCGAUGUUGAGGAGGCUAAUCCCACGGUAGUUGGCGCAGAUUGUGGGGUCUCCUUUUUUAUGGAUUGGGCAUAGCACACUUAAAUUCCAAUCGUUGGGCAUGCUCUCAUCCGACCAUAUUUUGCAAAGAAGCUGAUGCAUGCUCCUUAUCAGUUCUUCGCCGCCGUGUUUGAAUAGCUCGGCCGGCAAUCCGUCGGCCCCUGCCGCUUUGUUGUUCUUCAGGCGGGCAACUGCUAUUCGAACUUCGUCAUGGCCGGGCAAUGGAACGUCUGCUCCAUCGUCAUCGAUUGGGGAAUCGGGUUCGCCUUCUCCUGGUGCUAUGUGUUCACUGCCAUUCAGCAGGCUGGAGAAGUGUUCCCUCCAUAAUCUAAGUAUGCUCUGGGCAUCGGUGGCUAGAUCACCUGUGGGGGUUCUACAGGAGUAUGCUCCGGUCUUGAAACCUUCUGUAAGUCGCCGCAUUUUUUCGUAGAAUUUUCGAGCAUUACCCCUGUCGGCCAGCUUAUCAAGCUGUUCGUACUCACGCAUUUCGGCCUCUUUCUUCUUCUGUCUGCAAAUGCGUCUCGCUUCCCUCUUCAACUCUCGGUAUCUAUCCCAUCCCGCACGUGUUGUGGUCGAUCGUAACGUUGCGAGGUAGGCAGCGUGUUUUCUCUCCGCUGCGACACGGCACUCCUCGUCGUACCAGCUGUUCUUUUGCACUUUCCGAAAACCAAUGGUUUCGGUUGCAGCUGUAUGUAAGGAGUUUGAAAUGCCGUCCCACAGUUCCCUUAUACCGAGUUGUUGACGAGUGCUCUCAGAGAGCAGGAGUGCAAGCCGAGUAGAAAAUCGUUCGGCUGUCUGUUGUGAUUGCAGCUUUUCGACGUCGAACCUUCCUUGUGUUUGUUUUCGUGCGUUUUUUGCUGCACAGAGGCGGGUGCGAAUCUUGGCUGCAACAAGAUAGUGGUCCGAGUCGAUGUUAGGACCUCGGAGCGCACGCACAUCUAAAACACUGGAGACGUGUCUUCCGUCUAUCACAACAUGAUCGAUCUGGUUGGUGGUUUUUCGAUCCGGAGACAGCCAGGUAGCCUGAUGUAUCUUCUUAUGCUGGAAUCUAGUACUACUGAUAACCAUAUUUCGGGCCCCGGCGAAGUCGAUCAGCCUCAACCCAUUUGGGGAUGUUUCCUCGUGGAGGCUUAAUUUACCGACCGUAGUGCCAAAGGUACCUUCUUUGCCCACCCUGGCGUUGAAGUCGCCAAGCACGAUUUUGACAUCGUGGCGGGGGCAUCUCUCAUAAGUGCGCUCCAAGCACUCAUAAAAGGCAUCUUUGGUCACAUCGUCCUUCUCUUCCGUCGGGGCGUGGGCGCAAAUCAGCGAUAUGUUGAAGAACCUCGCUUUGAUGCGGAUUGUGGCUAGACGUUCAUUCUCCGGAGUGAAUGAUAGUACUCGGCGACGGAGUGUCUCUCCCACCACGAAUCCAACACCCAACUUGCGCUCCUUUAUAUGGCCACUGUAGUAAAUGUCACAAGGACCUACUCGUCUCUGUCCUUGUCCCGUCCAUCGCAUUUCUUGGACGGCGGUGAUGUCAGCCUUUAUCUUUACGAGGACAUCUACCAGCUGGGCAGCGGCACCUUCCCAAUUAAGGGACCGGACAUUCCAGGUGCAUGCCCUCAAAUCAUAGUCCUUAUUUCGUUUGCCAUGGUCGUCAUCAAAAGGGGGUCUCUCAUCCGAGGCUGUGUUUGCUUUUUCAUUGGGGGUGUUUUUUUUUUUUACGUGGCGGGUCCCAAACCCAGCGCACAACCCUAAGAAGGGGAUAUUUCGCCUUCUCACUUUAGCUCGCCUUCAAACGGAUGUUCUUAGGCUACCCAGAGGAUACUUGGUCAAAGACCGGAAGUCGUGAGCUGCUUGAGUCAUAUGUAAAAGAAUCGUUUCUGGCCACUCCCAAGUGAAUGGCGAUCAGAGAACUUUCCUCACUUGCGUGAACUUCUACACAUGACUCCAUCCUCUAUGUGAUGAAACAGUAAUGACACAAAAUAUUGAAGAACAUGUAGGUGGAAAAACACCUUUUGAAGUAUUUUCACUAUUUUUUAGUGAUGAAAUUUGGGAACAGAUUGUAUGUUUCUCGGAAAAAUAUGCUCGUGGCCAUAACCGUCAUUUAUUUAUCCUCACGGUAGCAGAACUCAAAAGAUUUUUUGGUAUAUUAUUAUUGUCUGGCUAUCAUUCUUUACCAGCAACGAAAUUGUACUGGUCAAAAGAUUAAGACAAAAAUGUAUAAAUUGUAAGAAAUUGUAUGAGUCGGAACAAAUUUUACUCUAUAAAGGAAAACAUUCAUCUAUGUGAUAAUGCGGAUCUGGAUAAAAAUGAUAAAUUCGCUAAAUUGCGUCCUAUUUUCGAUGUAAUGAAUCAAAAGAAUAUGCAGUUUGGGAUAUUCUCACACAACUUGUCAAUUGACGAAGAAAUGGUGCCGUAUUUUGGACGUCAUAGUUGCAAGAUGUUCAUCAAAGGAAAGCCUGUAAGAUUUGGUUUCAAGAUAUGGUGCUUGUGUAGUUCAAAUGGUUAUCUGUAUCGGUUUAUUCCAUAUGGCGGAAAGGAUAGUAACGACAAUAGAAAUGAUUUAGGUCUAGGAGAAAAAACUGUUCUGGACCUAUUGUCUGUCAUUGAAGAUCCUCGCAAACAUCGCAUUUUUUUUGAUAAUUUCUUUUCUUCGCACAAAUUAUUUUGCAUUCUGAAAGAGAAAGGCUAUUUUGCCACUGGUACUAUUCGAGAAAAUAGAACAAUGAAUAAAACCAUGAUAAAUACGAAAACUCUUCAGAAAAAAGAGAGGGGAUCAUUUGAUUUCAGCUUUGACCAAAAACAUGAAGUAUUAUUAGUUCGAUGGAAUGACAAUUCUGUGGUGACUGUGGCUACUAACAACGCAAAAAUCGAACCAUUGGUUACGGCAAAACGUUACGAUAGAAAAAUAAAAAAAAUGGUGAAUGUGCCACAGCCCCAGGUUAUAGCAGAUUAUAAUAAAAAUAUGGGAGGCGUCGAUCUGCAUGAUAAUGGAAUUGCCAAUUAUAGGAUUCGAGUAAGAGGGAAAAAGUGGUGGUGGCCACUGUUCAUCAAUUUGAUAGAUAGUGUUUUAGUAAACUCGUGGAAGAUUUACAAUCUGGCAAAUGAGCGAUCUAUGACUCAAUUAGAAUUUAAAUCUUACGUUGCUGUUAGUUUGAUGAAAACCGAAGAAGCCCAACUUACAGAUAAUUCUCACUUUUUGGGUAAUUCAAAUAGAAAUUUAGGAAGACCAUCCAAAAACGCAUUACCUUCCAAUAUUCGCUUCGAUAAUAUUGGUCAUGUCAUAGAAGAGCACGAAAAUAAACGUCGAAGAAGAUGCAGACAGCGUAAAAGUACAACAAUUUAUAUGUGUAAAAAAUGUCAAAUACAUCUUCAUCUGAUUGUUUUAAAAUAUUUCACUCACGCUAAUCGCUAUAGUAUUAGCGUAAGUGAAAUAUUUUAAAUGUAUUUUUAUGACUUGCUUGUAUAAUAUUUAUAAGUUCAGUAAUCCCAACGUUGCGUAGGUGCAACAUUUCACGGAAUGAAAAAUAAUUAACCAAUAUUUUUUUUUUUUAUAAUUUUCUCUUUUUUUAUGUAUUUUUAAACGUAAGAAACAAUAAAACCAUAAAAUAUGCAUUUAUUUUUACCCUUGGGAAAUAAUCGUUUAAUAAUAAAGAUAGUGAAUUUUUAAGCUCUUUGGAAACAUUAAAAAAGUUAGUUAGAAGUGAGCCCAUUUUACAACCACCAGAUUUCAAAAAUAAAUUUAUAAUAACAACUGACGCAUCUCAGUACAUGUAAAUAUCGACGGGCUGGGCGGCAAGCCUCCAAUUCCGAGAAUGAUCCCGAACGUCCUCCAAAAAAAGGCGCUCGUCGGUGAGCACGAUUUCCUCGGUUUGGAUUAUGUGAAAUAAAAAAGGUGAAUUCUUUUAAAGGAUAGAUAAAUGCAGGUAUUGAACGAAGCAAUAAACAAAAUUUUAAUUUUUGACAAAAUGGCGGCAAUUUGAAAUUUUUUUUCAUUUUCGAUGUAAUAUUUUCGCUCUAAAUUGUCAAAAAAAAAUAUUUAAAAAUUUUUUACAUCUUAUUCCUUCGUUCAAUACCUGAAGAAUGUAUCUAAAAAGAUUAUAUUAAAAUUUCAGUCCGAUUAGUUGAGCCAUCUCUGAGAAAUCUUGCUCACCGACUUUGAAUUGACAGUUUUAAAGUAGUUUACACCUAGGUAAAUUUUGUGACGUGGCCUUACAAAUUCAGGUAUAUCUCCGAAAAUAAUCAUCGGAUUGACUUCUAAUUUUCAGAGAAUAUACUCAAAUAUACUUACAUUCCGAAAAUGAAAAAAAAAGAUUUUUUAUAAAUUCUAACUGCGUAUAAACGCCUUAACUCAUUUAUAUCCACUUGCGAGGACGAACAAAACGCGUUUUUUGUGAAUUUUUUCCAAAGAGGCAUUUUAUUUUAUACAUUAAUGGACAAAAUGUACUUAAACAGAAUUUAAUGUACUUUAACAAUCAGUGGUUUAUUUAAAAAAAUAUUGGAUCGCCUAGCUCCUGUAGAUGAUCUGCGGAGAGACGUCCAAAAAAAGUGCUUGGCGGUGAGCAAGAUAUCUCUGGUCCAAAUUAUCUGAAAACCAAAAAUAUUUAGUUUUGUGAUAAAUAAAUACAGAUAAUUAUCGAAGGUCUAGUAAAAAUUUUGAUUUUUGACAAAAUGGCGGCUGUUCAAAAAAAAUUCAGUUUUUCAUGAAAAUUUUUCACUUCAAAGUGGCUUAAAAAACCUUAUUCCUCCUAUCAUUACCUGAAAAAUAUAUCUGAGUAAGUCGUGUGAAAAUUUCAAACCGAUCGGCUUAGCGGUCUCGGAGAAAUUUUCCUCACCGACUCUGAAAACACGGUUUUGAGAUAAACGCGUUUAAAGUUUCGGGAACGGCUACUCUGGCUCGUGCUCCGCCUACUUUCGAACGCUCGGAAACGUUCUUAGUAAUACGCUCAUAUCUCUAAAACUAACUGCCAGAUUGAUUUGAAAUUUUCAGAGAAUAUUCUUGAAAAUAUGUACAUUCAAAAAAGAAAUGAAAUGAAUUUUUUGAAAAUCACAAGUGGAUAUAACCCCUUAAUGUACGCGGUUCAACUUCAUUUGAAUCAUUGCGUACUGUGAUUGGUGUGGUGUGUGCAACUUUUUGAGAAGCAAGUAAUUGCUGGAACAUAAUAAUCACUAGAAUUAAACGACGGACGAUGCGAUAGCUACUUCGAUUGCACAUGAAGUUUGCACACUUUUGGCGAUGACCAUUUCGACAUAUCACUCUUCAAAUUCGCGUCAAUUAUUUGCCGAAGACAUUUUACAUCGUAUUCGGUAAGAAUUAGAAAUAGGUAAAUUCCGGUUGAUAUUUCCGGUGGUUUGAUAUUAAUACCAUCUGCUGUUUAUCAAUUCACGAAAGAUGAACUCAUCAUGAAUGUUUAUCAGAACAUUGGCCAAAUUAUCGUAACUACGAUUCCUUGAGUGCACGUGCAAUGUUAGCUGCCACAAAUACCGAUGUUGUUGACUUAAACUGGAAGAUUCAAAGUCAAAUUCCGGGAUACUUCCGAUCGAUUCUCUUGACAAUGAAGACGACACCGAGUAUUAUCCAGUGGAAUUUCUAUAUCCUUUGGAGAGGCUUGGUAUGCCACCGCAUCACUUGCGUCUCAAAUUUGGAUCUGUCGUUAUGAUGUUUCGCAAUCUGAUUGUGACGCACUUAUCAAAAAUAAGGGGCAGAAUGCUUGAUUCUAAUUAUUUCUUUUGAGUUCUAAUGAUUUGCUAUUUCAGUUCAAACGUAUUCCGUUUCCAGUGAAAAUUGAAUUUGAGAUGACGAUCAACAGGAUAGUUGCAUAGUGGGUGGCAUAAAUUUGGAAAUGCUAUGUUUUUCACACGGCCAGAUAUAACUACAUACGUGGCGUGCUCACGAGUUGGCAAACCAUCUUCGCGGUACAUUUACGCACCGGAACAGAAACCAAAAAUGUUAUCUAUCAAGCUGCGUUACAUUGAAAAAAAGUAGAAAAAUCGCAAAUAAAUGAUUAUCAACACAAUAUGAAUUUUUAUCUUUUCAUUUCAAAACACAUAAUUUCGGCGAAUAACCCCCGAAAAGGCGUCAAAGGUAGGAGAUUUUGUCCUUAUUUAAGAAGAUUAUUUCCCCUUUACCGAAUGACUCGUAUCCGGUUAGAUGACUUCGGACGCAUAAAGGACUGCUAACUCGACUGUUUGUUAAACAAUGUUUUUUACUAAUCACCGAUACAACCGAAAACAUAAACAACACAACGCAGCGACAAUAACAAUAUACGUAAUAAACCGGAAGUUACAAAUCCUAAAACAAUUCUAAUCAAAAUCAAGACCCAACUCAAAGAAAAUGAAACUAAAAAAAUUUUAUAAAGGAUCACAAAAGUCCACCACAGCUGUAUUUGACUUACCGCUGAACUGAACCGGGAUGGCUAAAUGAGUUAAGCCGUCCCCACAAAACUCAAGCCACGAUAAGUCCACACCACAUCCACUUAUCCACACACUUUAGCACCAUUCUCUCUCAGUAUUGAGCACAACUUCUCCCAAUAUCUCGAUAUGCUGAAGUCUCUAAGUAAAUGAGGAACCUACAGUUAAAACUAAACCAUUGGGCAACAGCACACUAUUUGCUAGAUCAAUCAUAAAAGAGAACAUUGAUCUUGCCAUACUAAGGCAAGCGCAGCGUCCGGAAAUCACAUGGAUUGCAGACAAAUCUGGCAAGGCAGUAAUAUGGUCCUACAAAGGACAACCUUUUAAGACCUGCUCCAGAGAAGCUCAUAACUGUUUCACAUGGGCGAAUACACAGGGUAUAUAUUUUGUUAGUUGCUAUCUUAAAUCUUGCUCUUUAGAAACCAGAGGCAAAACACCGAUUAUAAUAGCGGGAGAUUUUAAUGCAUGGUCAACUGCAUUAGGCAGCAGAUGUACAAACCAUCGCAUAAUUUAAGAAUACCUGAGUUCGUUAACUUAACAAUAAUGAACACCGGAACUCGAAACUCGCCCACUUGGUAUCGGUAGUGCGAAAGAAAUUGGUCACAGAAUGCGGCGAAACAAUGCGUAGAACAACAUAUCACAACCAGCAGCCUGUAUAUUGGUGGAAUGACGAAAUUUCCAAGCUUAGAAAACUUUGUCACGCAGCUAGACAGCGUAACCAGGGGAAAACAAACGAAAAUUAAUUUGAGAAGAGUUUAAAAGCCACAAGAAGCUCCUGAAGUCGGCAAUUACCAGGAGCAAAAAACUAUGUUUUGAGAAGCUGUAUGAAGAAGCAAAAAUUGACCCUUGGGAAAAUGCUUACUAAAUCUGUAUGUCAACAAGAAACAGCAACCUAAAGAUGUAUAUUUUAUAAAAAAAGUCGUCGAAACAUUAUUCCCACAACACGACCGAAUUUCCUAUGACAAGCGACGAAACAAAGCUGUAGAGUUCUGCCGUUAGUCAUGAAAGAAGAGCUACUGGCCAUAGAAACGAAGAUAAGAUGUCAUACCCGACAGAGCCCUGAAAGAAGCUAUAAGUUUAAAACCUCAACUGUUCGCUAAAAUGCACAACAUAAAAGAAGAGUUGUUCCACAGCACGUGGAAAGUACAGCGUUUGGUUCUGCUCCCAAAACCAAAGGAACCACCUGAAAAACCUUCAUCGUACCGACCUCUUACCAAAGGGUAAAAUGUACGAAAGUAGAACAAGAAACCGCUUGGAGUUAGCAAUCUAGAACUGGCAGAUUAUUAGGGAGACAAUACGGCUUUAUAUAAAAGAGAUCCACUAUUGACGCACUACGCAGAAGUCGUCGAUAAUGCGAAAUGUGCAGUAAGUGGCAAAAGAUGGAAAGGUGGCACAAAAAAGUACUGCGCGCUAAUUAUCCUGGAUGUUAAGAAUUUCACAAGGCAAAAUGGGCACAUAUAAUCAAAGCUCUGGAUGAAAUACGCGCCCUUGAAUACCUCGUAUAUAUAAUAUUAUAACGAGUUAUUUUAAAAACAGAAGGCUGAUUUUUGAUACGGACGAAGGCACCAAGAGCUACUCUCACGAGUAGGUACCCCUAGGCUCAGUGUUAUGCACACUACUAAGGAACCUCAUGUAUGAGGGGGUGCUAAGAAAACAGCAACCAACAGACGUGAAAAUAACAGAGUAUGCAGACGAUCUCAUGAUGGUAGCAGUUCCCAAAACAAUUAGACCAAAGAAAUAAAUGCAAUGAGUGCGUAAAUGGUCUACGCCAAUGGUUCUCUUCUGGAACUGGUCGGAGCACAAAAUAUAAGUUUUACUCAUAAGCACCAGGAAGGUAGAAAAACGAAUAGAGCAAACCCUAGGGGAGUGCGAGAUUAUUUCACAGCCGCAACUGAAGUAUAUGGGAGUAAUACUGGAUUCAAAAUUAAAAUUUAAGAAAACCUGGCGUAUUCCUCCAGUGAAGCAAACAAUAUUUAUAAAGCAAUUAUUAUGAGAUAUUGUAUGCAGCACCAAUAUGGAUACAAGCAAUGAAUAUAAAAGCGUAUGCUAAACAAAUAAAUGCAGUGCUUAGGUUUCCUGCUUUUCGGACUAUAUCAACCGACGCUGCUGAAGUAUUAGCCAGUAUGCCGCUCAUUGACUUCCAGGGAGAUGAGUUCGAGUGAAUAUAUCAGCUAUCAAUGCCUAAAAUAGUAUCGGCAAAGCCAAAGGAGAGGAACAAGAACACCAAAAAGUAGCAGAACAGGUGUAAUUCCUCAACCAAAUGGCGCUGGAUCCACCGACUUAUACCAGACAUCCACUCGUAGAUAGAUAGACGACAUGUGGAGACGGAUUUCCAUCUGACCCAAAUACUUAGUGGACAUGGGAGCAUAAGAAGCUAUCUUUUCAGAUUCCACAAUGACAUUAGUCCGAACUAUCCGACGUGUACAAAGUAUUAUUUUAUUGCCCACGUUUUUCAAAUUAAAGAGAAGGUGGUAGUUUUACGGUAGAUAAUUUAACGACACUCACGUGCAAGUCCGCACAAUAGCGGAUACUUAGAAGUUUGGCGGAUUAAAGUUCCGCAUUGCGGCUUUCGAUGCUUCGCACUACUAUAAAAAAAAACUUGUACAUCAUACAGAAUCACAACACACUAUAUCAUAGCAACAUGGGUAAAAGGGCUGUCAUUAUAAUCCCCCCGUUUCUUUUAUUUCUAUCUUUUCUUCCCUAAAAAAAGAAAAGUAAGCAGGAUUUUUGAAUCUAGCACCCCCUAUAUGUCGACUGGUGCGUUAGAAUCUGCUAUCUGCUAUCUUUAUCAUUUGACCAGAGAAUUUCAUGACAUUUCAACGAUUGGAAGUGAAGUUAUUGCGUUUUAAAUGUCAGUAUGUUUGUGUUAUCGGUGCGAAAAUGAGCUUCGAACAAAGAGCCAACAUUACAUUUUGUUCUAAAAUUGGUAAAACUUUUACCAAAACGUUUCAAUUAAUGAAACAAGUUUAUGACGAUGUUUGCCUGUCCCGUAGCAGAGUGCACGAGUAGUUUCAACAUUUUCAAAGUGGUCGUGAGGACAUAAAUAACGAUCAACAUUUGGGCCAAUCAAAAUCCGUGAUCACCGGAAAUUUCAUCGAAACUGUGCGUGAAUUCAUCAAAAAUCAGCCGAAAUCAGCAUUGAAAUUCAUGGAAAUGGAAUUUAACAUCUCCAAAACAUCGAGUUAUCGCAUUUUGACCGAACAUUUGGGCUAACGAAAAGUGUGUGCACGGUUUGUUCCGCACAAGUUGAUUGACGACCAAAAAGCCAACAUUCGAAGGACAUCAUUUUGAUCAAAAAUCUCAUUUUAACCAUUAACCAUUAUGUUUACAUGAAUAAAAUGUGUGUAAUAACUUCUGACGCCAAUAUGCAGCAAACAAAUGUAUUGUUUUUGUGAGAAAUAUUCCGUUAUUUUCUUUGAUUUUAAUAAAUAUUCUUAAAUAUAUGUACAUUAAAAAAAUGAAAAAAAUCGAUUUUUUGAAAAUCCCAAGUGGAUAUAACCCCUUAAACAUUCUGGGCCCCCUAAUUUUAUAUUAGCUGUAAGAAGCGAUUUUGCUUUGGCGUGACGAGUUAUUAUUAGAGUAAACAAGUUGUUUGCUUUUACUAAUUUUAUUAGCGGUUGUUUACAAUUUCUUAUUUUAUCGCCUUUUCUGUAUUAUCGGCAAUUCUUUGCAUUUUAUUUAUUCUCUGCUUAUGAAGGAGUAACUCCACGCCUGCUUCAGAUAUGGGCAGAAUGAGUACUCCUUAGCCCUGAAGUUAGGACUGUGACUAUAGAGGGAUCUUGCGAGAGAGUGGCCGCGAAUGGAGAGAGGCUUCGAUUCGUAGAGUAGACAAUUAUUCGUAAUUAUGUAUAUUGAAGCUUUAUACAGCUGAUUCCCAUAUCCCACCCAUAAGGCUUGUCCUGAAAAUAAUAGGACCUGGAGAGUCAAGACAAACAUUUUCGGUCGCCGUUUUUCUGUGAGUGGUGCAAGCCGAAAAUGCAGCGUUCGUUAGAGCAAAGGUACGCGACUAAAUUAUGUGUGAAACUCGGUAAAUCUGCAACACAAACGUUUAAUAUGAUCAAACAAGUUUACCCAGAUGUUGCUUUAGCAAGAAAUGGUGUGUUUUGGUGGCACCAGGGCCCUAUUCCACAAAACAACUUAUCAACUUUUCACUUUGCACUUGUCAAUUGUUAUUGUACUGCAAAGUGAAAAGCGUUUCUGUUCCACAAUAUUCUUUGCGAAUCUCACUUUGCAUUGAGCAUAUUUUGGCAAAGAUUUUACGCUCUUUCCGCUCAGUGCAAAGUCUUUGCGCUUUAUUGGCAAAGUCUUUGCACUCUCUUGCAAAGUGAGUGUGCAAAGUGUUCCACAAAGCGUUUUAUCAACUUUGCAUUUCUGUCUCAUCACUUUUCACUUUGCAUUUAGGCUGUUCACGGUAAGGUUGUUAUCGGGUUAUGUGGUUAUUAAAUUAAAAAUAACCUCUAUGCUUCGUGAGCACCCUAUGUUGUAUGGUUAUUUGCUUAUUUUUACACAAACAGCUGUUCAUUGUUUUUCACUUUAGUGAAGGUAUGUGCUUAUUAAAUAAUCCGAAUUUUAAGGGUUCAAAAAUUCUUUGUAUAAAAUUUACAGAUAUCUUGCAUAAUUUGCUGAUUGUAAACAAAAAACAGCUGUUAAUAGCAGAUUUUCCAAUAAGAAAAUCUAAAUGGAAAUGCCAUUCGCUUAGUUUUAUUUAUUUUUUGUGCUGCCAUUUAGUAAAAUUUCAACGACUUUCUAACACUGGAAAUAAGCAAACAACCACAUAAUCUAUAAACAAGGGUUUUGUCAUACCGCAUUUUGUUGUUGUUUACUUAAUCACAUAACCCGAUAACCACCUUAUCGUGAACAGCCUAAUUAUUGCUUUAUAUGUGUUGUUAAAAUGAGCCGCAAAAUACAAAUUGAAAAAAAACUUACUGUUUUAAAUGUAAUAAAAGAAAAAAAAAGCAUUUUAUUUGCUAGUUUUAAAAACAACAGAGUAAGUAUUUUUUAAAUAAAUAAUUGUAAAUUUCAAGCAUAUUUAAGUAUAUAUUUCUUUGUGAAGGUUAGCAAAUUAGAUAAACAGGCAGCAUGGGAGGAUGUGUUAAAAAAAGCCCAAUCCCUACAACUGGCGUCAGCACAAAAAACAUGGACCUAUGCAAGGGACAGUUUGUUUGGGCUCUGGAAGAGCCGGACAAUGGUAAGUACAACAAUUUAUUGCCUACACAUAUCAAAUAACUAUAUUUGCAUCAUUUGUUGUUGUUGGAAUUAUUAUAUUGUGCAUUGCUAAUAACUAACAAGCAUGUUGUUGACAACAACAAAACAAAACGUCAUCAUAGACAUUGUUGUUGUGAGUUAACAGUGCACUCAAUCAACAACUCUUGGUGAUAACAACCGGUUUAACCAAAAUAUUACUAAUUGCUAUGUGUACUAGAGUGGGUCAAUUUUUUUUUUCGACGAAGCGGUUAUCAAAAUCGCAAGCUACGAUGAGUUCUAAGAAAAUUUGCCCAAGAAACCAUGGCUUUAAAAUUAAAAUCGAGCUUCCGGUUUUUAACGAGAAACUUUUUGUAUUUUUGUAAAUUUAAUUUUCUUAAUUUGCAGAGUAAAAGGGAUAACGCCCGAAAUACUGGAUCCGGAGGUGGGAAGGACAAAGUAAUGGAUGAAGCUGACUUGGCCAUCCUCGAUAUUCUGGAAUCAGACUCAGCUGUGGUAGAUGGUUUGAAUUUGCCAGAAAGUUAUGGCAACUCAGAAAAUCUACCGUCAGCUGAGAAUGAUUCCAGAAUAUCUAUUUCAGAAGAAACUAUUGCCAAUCCACCUCUAAACCCAAGAAAGAGGAAGCGCUCUACCAAGUUUCCAAGUGAAACUUUGGAUAGAGAGAAAAAAUGCCGGCUGGAGCUCCUUGAGGUUGAGGUUUACUACCGGAAACUUCAAUGCCUAAAACUGGAGAGGGAGCUCCUACUUCCACCCUCUGCUAUCACACUGGGAAUUGCAACGGCAGAAACAGAAAAUAUAUCGCGUGUGUUAUUUGAGGAGGUUUGAUUACCAAUUUUUCAUUUGUGUAUAUUUAAUUUCUAAACAUUUUAUUUUGAAAUAAUUUGUGAUAAAAACAAAAAAAACUCUGAAAUUAAUAAAACUAUGUAUAAAUACAAAAAUACUUCCUUUAUUAUUUAUUCUCUGAGACCUUAAUCUUAAACCCAAUAAGAUACAACGCUUUUGCAGUGGAAAAAAAGUCAUGACCAAAACACCACUUUUAUUUUAAAACAAUACUAUAAUAGUUGGCAUUAGGUUAAGUAUUGUAGCAGGGAAGUAACCCUUUCCAUUCCACUCUCUUGAUCUAUAUUAUUAAGGGCAUCAUUUUCUUCUUCAGCAUUUUCAUCCAAUUCCUCGCUUUCAUUGUCAGUGUCUUCAGUGGGCUGCAUAUUUUCACUACUUCUUCCGAUGCUACAGGCAAUAUUGUGUAAGAUGGCACAAACUAUGUCUGUCUUUCCUGCAAACUCAGGCCUCAGUCGCAAAUAAUUUAGACACGGGAAUCUUUCUUUAAGAAUGCCAAAACUAUUUUCAAUUAUGCGGCGUGUUUUUUUGUGGCAACGAUUGAAAACUUCUUCAGCAGGAUUAUUGGGAUUUCGGCGUAAUGGUGGGAUCAACCAGUUUUUCAAUCCAUAACCACUAUCACCCAAAACAACAGCAUCCGGAAAUGGUCUCCAUCCAUUGUCAAAUUUUUGACUUACAGCCGAAUUCCGUAGGACCCUUGAGUCAUGAACGCUGCCCGGCCAACUUGCAUUUACACUGUAAAAUGUGUAGUCUGGCCCACAUAUCAUCAUCACAUUCAAUGAGUGGUUUCCAUGCCGGUCAACAUAUCCUUCCUCGUGUAAUGGAGGCGCAUCAAUUUUAAUGAUUGUGCCAUCAACGCAACCACACACAGAAGGGAAUCCACCCAUCAGAAAAAACUUUUCAGCAAUACCACUGACAUCAUCGGGCCAUCGCACUGUUUUUUGAAAUAAAACGUCUAUUAUAAUGUCGACAACUCUAUGGAUGGUUCUGCAAACUGUGGAUUUUGCAACACCAUGCAAGGCUGCAACUCCAUGGUACUGGCAACCAUUUCCGAGCCAAUGCAGGCACAGUAGCAGUUGAUUUUCAGCCGACAAAGCAUGACUGCGCUGUGUAUUGUGCUCUAAUUUUUGUCCAACAUUAUUUAAAAGAAAAUCCACCUGGAUUCGAUUUAAACGGAAGCACUCUUUAAAAUUGAAAUUUUGUAGUCCCGAAAAAUUAAUUCGGUCUCUAUAAUUUCUAGCUUUAACCGCGUCUUCACUAUUGUCGAACAAAAACUCACGUCUUAACAUUUUGAAAGCUUGACUAGUUAUGAUAAUAUGAAUUUGCAAAGCGAUCAUUUACCUAGCAAAUUUUUGACAAACUUAUCAAAUUUUGCUUUGCAAAAAUAGAGUUUACAGUUUUUGUGGAACGGAACAGCAUAAUUAUAUGCAAAGUCUUUGCGAAUUACACUUUUCAAUAUAAGCUUUGCACUUUGCAAAAGAGAACGUACGUGGAACAGAAAUUGCAAAGAGAACAUAAAAAUUGCAAAGACUUUGCAAAUUACACUUAUCAAUUUCAACUUAUCACUUAUCAAAUUUCAUAGUUCUGUGGAACAGAAAGCUUUGCAAAUUGACGAAAAAUUUGCAAAGUACAAAGUGAAAAGUUGAUAAGUUGUUUUGUGGAAUAGGGCCCAGGCCUUUUUGAUGGUCUUGAAGAGAUCGCUGAUAAAGAAAAAAAGGGAAGAGAAGAAUGAGCAAAUCCAAAGUGAAAACGAUGUUCAUUGUCUUGUUUGACAUCAAAGACAUCGACCAUCAUGAAUUUGUUCCUUCUAGACAAAUCGUCAACGCCAACUUUAACGUGGAAGUCCUCAAGAGACAACGCCCCGGCUCACACCGCCUUUCUUGAGAACAGCCGUUACAUUAUAUAUGUAUAUAGUGAUACUAAAUCCGAGGCUCCGUUCGCUCCUUGUUGUCAAUUUGUUAACAAUAUAAUGGAAUAGUUAAAUUAGUAAUCUACUUUUUUUAUUGACUUCUUAAAUCACUUUAAGAGUAGUACAUACGAGAAACAUAUGAUGAGUGGUUAACUUCAACUUCGUGCUUUACCAGAACAAUGACCAAAAUGAAUUGCCAAAGCGCGAGUAAAUAAUAAUAUUGCUCUGAAGGAAGCUAUAAAAGAAGUGCGGUAUAACCUUGAACCAAAUUUUGCAAAAAAGUAAUUUAAAGUAUACCACGACUUCUUAAUGAUGUCUUUGAAUGCAAUUGGAAGUCAAGCAAGUAUUCUAUGUAUUAAGAAAAUUUUGGUGUUCCACUUUGGACAAUGCUCAUAUUAAAAAAUUAUAAAACAUAACUAGCUGACCCCGCAGGCGUUGUCCUACGUGAAAUUAUGUGUUUUGGAAUGAAAGGAAAGUUGAAUUUAUAUUGUGUUGUAAAUCAUUUAUUUGCGAUUUGCGUUCCGGCGCGUAAAUGUACAGAGAAGAUGGUUUUCCAACUCCUGAACACGACACGUAUGUAUCAUAGCAUAUCCUGAUUUACGCCACACUCUUCUAGCGACUAUCCUUGUGUCCUGUUGAUUGUCAUCGCAAAUGCAAUUUUCUCUGAAAACUGAAUACGUUUGAACUGAAAUGGCAAAUCGUUGAAACUCAAAGAACAAUCGAACAUUCUGCGCCCUUGUAUUCGAUAGCUGCGUCACAAUCAGUCGGGUUCCAUUACACAGUUUCGACGCAUGAAGAUUGCAAAACAUAAUAAUGUCAGAUCCAACUUUGAGACGCAAAUGAUGCGGCGGCAUACCAAGCCCCUACAAAGAAGUUAGAAAUUCCUCUGACUAAUGCACAGCUUCGUCUCCGUUAAACCUCCCGGAAUUUGAUUUUGAAACUUCCAGUUUAAGUCAUUAACAUCGGUAUUUUUGGAAGCUAAAAUUGCUCGUACGGAUAAACAUUUGUGAUGAGCUCAUCUUUUGUUGAAGUGAACUGACAAAAGGCAGGUGGAAUUGAUAUCAAACCACUGGAAAUAUAAACCUAAAUUUGCUCAUUUUCAAUUCUUAGCGAAUGCGAUGUAAAAUGUCUUUGACAAUGUCAUUUGUCAUUGUUCGUAUUCGUCGAAAUGAUGAUUGCGAAAAGUGUGCGAACUUCAGUGAGAUGUGAAGUAAAAACGAUGUAAAAUGUCUUCGGUAAUGUUAUUUUUGUUCGUAUUCGUCGAAAUGAUCAUUGCGAAAAGUGUGCGAUUUUCAGUGGGGUGCGAAGUAGCUAUCGCAACGUCCAUCGUUCGAUUCCAGUGAUUAUCAUGUUCCAGCAAUUGCAAUUGCUGGCAGAAGCACGCAAGUUGCACACACAAGUUGAGCCACGCACAUUAAUCAAUAGCAAUCGAAGGUAGAACCAAUCGUCGUUUUACGUGUGGAUUGUAUAAAUUAGUCCUAAGGCAUUAGUUGAGAACACACAUGGAUGUCCAUCUACUGCUUGGCUUUGCUUUCUGUGUAAACAUUUCUUCGACGAUGCAUUCCAUGUAUCAAGGCAUUUCCGAAUAGAGCAAUGUUCUCGCAAACGGAUUACUGGCGCAAGUUGAGAAACAACUUGUCAAUGUCAAUUUUGUUGUUGGCGGUGUUUCUGUUGGCUGUACUGUAUUCUCUGAGUUGAAAUACCCUCUCUAGCUUUCUCCAAAUAAGCUGCGAGAUGCACAACAGUCGGAAAGCGUUCAUGAAUUGCAAAAGUAAAUACCUUAUAAAACAUCAUUGCAGUACACGUAUCGCCCCAUUUGAUACUUGCUGAUCUCAUCCCGUUCAAGGUCAAUUAUCGCCGUUAUAAGGCGGUUACUUAUGGUAACCACUGUGAAAUAAGUGUUCAAAUUUUUCGUUUUGUUUUCUUUAUUUAAAACAAUAAAAUACAUAGUAUAUUAAAAACGACGAUGGUGAUUAUUAAAACAUUGUUUUCCUUCCCUGUAGCAAAGAGGUACUUUGCAUAUUAUGCAGCUCCAUACUGUGCGUACUGGUUUGUUUUUCGUGCUGCAUGCACUGCAUCGCCUUUUAGUACCUCUUAUGGGUUGAUGGUUACCUUCAGCAAGUCGUAUUGAUUCAGGUACCUCGUGUUUGUGCUUCUUGAUAGAAGCACAUUUAGGUGAAGAUUUGCCAGAGAUUUGCGAAAACCUUCUCUUAUUGCUGACAUAGGAUGGUGCAGGCAUAUUUUGAUAAACUUGGCGUCUAAAGUCUUUGAGGCACAGUUCAUCUAAUCCUGAUGUUUCGUCUUUUUGGCACUCUUUAUAAAUUAGGAAUGCAUUUACCACUGUGCAAUCUAAAAAAUGAAAGAAUAUGCGGUGCCACCACUUUUUAGAUUUUCGAUCAAUCGCGUAGCUACCCUUCAAUUGAUCGAAUUUUUCUACGAAGUUCAUGUUUUCGUUAUAAUCUUUCAAUGCUAGAGGGCAAGGCAUUUCCAUUUUCUCCCCAGUUUUUUCUGUUCUUCGGAUACAAACUUCAUUUCUAGGAUCGUGAAAAUUACUUAAGAUGAAAACAGAACGUUUAUCUUUCCAUUUCAGAAGUGAAACCAUUUGAUUAUCACUGAUUCGAUAAUCAAACUCGUCGCGCUUUAGUUGCUUAUCUGGCUUCAAAUUUGGAAGGUGUUUACGCGAUUCAUUUACUGUUCCACAUGCAUAUAUCUUUUUAUGGCAUAAGUCGACCUGGAGCUCAUAGCUAUUAAAAUAAUUGUCGAAAUAUACUCUAUGGUUCUUGUUUUCCAGUCCCUCGCAAAAUUUUUUUACGACAUUACCUCCUAAAUUAGUUUCCACCUUAUUUCCGAUUUUUCCCGCAUAUAUAUUGAAAUCCAGACAAUAUCCUGAAGAAGCACACUUUGUCCAUACCUUGUACCCCCUUUUGAUAGGCUUUUUGGCAUAUACAUAUUGCUUCAGACUGCUUUUACCUUUGAAUUUGAUCAUUGACUCGUCGAUAGUGAUCUUUUCAGAGUGGUUGUAGUGUUUUUUUGUAAGAUUCUCGGAGCAUUUCUAUAAAAGGGCGCACCUUAUAUAAUCUAUAUAAAUAAAAAUGAAUCGCCAAAAUGUAUGUACGCUCAUAACUUUAAUUCGACUGAACCAAAUUUGAUAAUUCUUUUUAUAAAAUGGUCGCUGAGGAUCAGGGAUGGUUUAUGCGGAGAAAAAAAUUCGAUUAAUUGCCGGAAAACCCCUAAAAACAGCCCUUUUCUUUUUCCCAUACAAACGAAUGAAUGUUUGUUUAUUAGUAACGCUAAGGGAACGACUGAGCCAAUUUUGGUGAAAUUUUCAGAAAAUGUUCCAUAUGGAUCGGGGAAGGUUUAGAAAUAAAAAAACCUGUAUGCUUUUGGUGAGAAAAAGUUGAAAAAUUGGAUUAUUGCAAAAAGUUAAUUUUUUCCAUACAAAUUUUUUUUUAAAUUUCUUGGUUUUGUGUUUCAAUUAUAUAAAUCUUUUAAAUUUGGCGUUUGCCUGAAAAAUUUUUGAAAAUUAUUCAGUGAAAAUGUUAUGUGUUUUUCACACAAAGUGAUCAAUUAAGAUCCAGUAUUAAACGAAGUGUCGAAAACAAAUAUGCUUCAUGGACCUUGCGGACACCACAAUCCCACUUCGGUUUUUAUGUCUGACAAUAAAUGCACGAAACAGUAUCCACGUGAUUUCUUUUGGAAACACAAACUAGAAGUGAUGGAUAUCCACUCUAUCGGUGUCGCUCACCAGAAAACAAUGGCGGAACAUUCAGCAUUCAAUUAAGAAGAGUGAAUAUCGAAGUUGACAACACAGGGAUCAUACUAUAUUCACCAUAAUUGACUAAUUCACAUUCAAAUGUCAUAUCAAAGUUGAGUAUUGCAGUUUGGUGUAAUCGAUAAAAUACGUUUGUAAGUACGUCACCAGAGGAAGCAAUAUGACGGUCUUGAACGAUACGGUCAAUACGUGAACUGCACUAAAGCGCAUUGUAGGAUAUUUAUUUUUGCAAUUCAUGAACGUUUUCCGACUGUUGUGCAUCUCGCAGUUAAUUUGGAGAAUGACCAAAGAGUCUAUUUCAACCCAGAGAAUACAGUACAGCCCGUGGAGACACCGCCAGCAACAAAAUUAACAUUUACGAGUUUUUUCUCAACUUCCGUCAGUGAUCCGUUUGCGAGAACAUUGCUAUAUUCGAAAUACGUUUAUAUUAUAAAUGGGAUGCAUCAUCGAAGAAAUAGUUACGCAGAAAGCAGGGUCAACCAGUAGAUGGACAUCCAGGUGUGUUCUCAACUAAUGCAUUAGGACGAAUUUACCUAAUACACCCGAAAAACGACGAUUGCUUCUACCUUCGGUUGCUAUUGAUAAAUGUACGCGGUUCAAAUUCAUUUGAGUCAUUGCAUACUGUGAAUGGUAUGUAGUGUGCAUUUUUUGGAGAAGCAAGCCAGCAAUUACAAUUCCUGGAAUAUGACAAUCACUGGAAUCAAACGAAGGACGAUACGAUAGCUACUUCGAAUGCCACUGAAGUUCGCACACUUUUCGCGAUGAUCAGCCUUCAAAUCCGCGUUAUGGGAUACGACCAAAAAUUACAUUGCCGCAGACAUUUUACAUCGUAUAUACUAAGAAUUGGAAAAGGGUCAAUACCGGUUGAUACUUCCGGUGGUUUGAUAUCAUUUCCAUCUGCCGUUUAUCAAUUAACGAAAGAUGAACCGAUCAUCAUAAUCGGACAUUGGACAAAUUAUCGUAACUACGAUUCCUUGACUGCACGCGCAACCUUAGCUGCACCAAUACCGGUGUUUUUGACUUAAACUGGAAGAUUCAAAGUAAAAUUCUGGGAGAAUUGUGGUCAUAUAAAUCAAUCGGUCGUCUUGAAAAUUCAGACGACACCGUGAAUUAUCCAGUGGAAUUUCUAAAUUCUUUGGAGAGGCUUGGUAUGCCACCGUAUCAUUUGCGUUUAAAAGUUGGAUCUGUCGUUAUGAUGUUUCGCAAUCUGAUUGUGACGCACCUAUCAAAUAUAAGGGGCCGAAUGCAUGAUUCUACGGAUUUAUUUUGAGUACUAACGAUUUGCCAUUUCAGUUCUAACGUAUUCCGUUUCCAGUGAAAAUUGAAUUUGAAAUGACGCUCAACAUAGUCGCAUAGUGGGUGGCAUAAAUUUGGAAAUGCUAUGUUUUUCACAUAGCCAGAUAUACGUGGCGUGCUCACGAGUUGGAAAAUCAUCUUCUCUGUACAUUUACGCACCGGAAAAGAAACCAAAAAAAUAUUGUUUAUCAAGUUGCGUAACAUUGAAAAGAAAUUUAGAAAAAUCGCAAAUAAAUGAUUAUCAACCCAAUAUGAAUUUUUGACCUUUCAUUUCAAAACACAUAAUUUCACGGAGGACAACGGCUGCGGGGUCAGCGAGUUUGUCAUAAUUCGGAUCGUUCCGUGAAGGCAAAAGAUUGUUGUCAUUUAAAUGUAAGUGUCCAAGAAGCCAUGCAAAACGGUUGAAUGUGUGAUAUAUAUUCGUCAUGCAAGUCAGGUGAGGAUGACAGUAGUCUCUAUAACUUGGACUUUUCUUUAUGCCCAUUAUUAAAUUCAAAGCAAUGAAAAUGGACAUCUCUUCUACACUGACUGGAUUAUAAGAAACUCCCUUUUGUUGAGCAUAUAGGUUCGUGUGAAAUACUAUAUGUUGCAUAAUGUUAUCCGACCAAAGUAAAUUAAAAAUUUUGAGAGGAGUCACACUAUGGCUCUCUACUAAAUCUUAUGUUUCGUCCGGAAAAUGAGAUGAAGGCUCAAAGUUAUCAGGAUCCAAAAUUGUAUACGCUUUCUUCCAUUUGGGAGGUUGCAAUGAAUGAAAUGGUAGCGGAGCAACUUGAUUAGCCGGUUUAUUGCUUACAAGUAGCUGAGCUAAUGGAAUUUCAUCGCCAGAAUCAAACUCGUCAUCUGACCGAAGAAGAUUCUGCUCUAUUAAAGGAGACUCUUCAUCCCAUUGAUCAUCCUCAUCAGACAGAUCACCACCUGCACAGCUAUCAAUGUCUGAAGGUAUAUCUUCAAACAAGAAUGCUUCAAUUUCCCGAUCCGACAACUUGUUCUUGGCCAUUUUACCUAAAAAGAGAAAAUUUAUUCUACCUUGCACUUCACCGUGAACUUUCUCAUAGUUUAGCCACUUACUGCACGGUGGUUACCGCUGCUAACCACUUUUAAGAAGUCUAAUUUACUUAAAAGUUUUAAAAGAUUUUACUUUUUUUUGUUAAUAACAAAGUACGCAAUUUGCACAAAAUUAAAACACAAUAUUUAUUUUUUGCUCACAAGGGAAGAUAAAAUUAGCACACACAACCACGACUGUGAAGUUCACGAAUUUUACUAAACUUUCAUAACUGUAAUCGACGGUUGCUCUGUUUAUUUUCAAAUAGGUUUUUUCAUAAGAAUCGCAUAGCUUGCUUAUUGACAGCUGACGUUACCUAUGAUUUCCGUAAGAUUUGCGCUGUGUUGAGUAAAACCUCAAAAUAUAUGUAGGUGGUUACCGUGACGAAAGAGUAACGAAAAGAGUUAAAAGGCAAAUAUUUCUGUGAAAAAAGACAGUAAGUAAGGCAGCAGAUGAUCAAUCGGCCGAAUAUCGUAGAAAAUAUUGAGGAUUGAAAAUCUAUAAAGUGCUAUAAAUAAGCCUAAAUUAAAAUACAUUUAGAUACAUAGCUGUAAUGUGUUACAACAAAUGGUAGUAGGACGUCUGUAGUGGGGAAAACUGUAUAAAUUGGGAGCGGUCCGCCCUAACAGGUUUAAUAUAUGUAUUGUACAUAUCUCACAAACCAUUAAAGCUAUAACCACCAAACUUACUCAGAAAAUGUAAUCCCAUGCCUAAAUCCAUAUGUCCCAAUUUUAAAUUCCAUUUCAUUCUUUUAUUUUUAUUAUAUAUAUAACUUAGAAAAAUGUAGUAAAGAAGCUUUUGUAUUGUUCACCUGACGGUUGGAUGUGUCUCUUAAAUAAAUCGAGAUAGAUAUAAGGUUAUGUAUGUAUAAAUGACCAGGAUGACGAGACGAUUCCAAAUUCGAGUGACCGAGCGCAAUAAAUCAGUAUCUAAAUAUGCCAGGGACACUAAAUUUUACUCCCGAUGAAAGGGCUUUAUGUAGGCUUACCACAUUCCCUGAUUUGUCAGGGAAUUCCCUGAUUUUGACCUUUGGCACCGAUUCCCUAAUUUUCGUGAAAAAUGCAGUAAUCCCUGGUUUACUCCUGAAUCGGCGAUUUUUUUUAAAUCAUUAUUUUUUUUUUUUAGCGAGUGCGUGAAAAAAGUAAGCAUCACAGUAUUAGUCUACUUGGGCGUUUUGAGUUUGCGCACCACGCGUAGGGUGCAUUUACAUGAAUCAUAUCUUACAUGGUUGCGUUCCAAAACUCGAACUUGUUCAACAGGCGAAAGUUUUUAUCGGUAAAAAAUUCCUGCGCGAGUUGAAAUUGGUUGGGUACUUUACUCAUAACACUGUAUCUUUGUUCCUAAAAUAGUUAAAAUUGGUCAAAGACGUGACCUAGCCAUAUUAAUAAUAUUAGGAUUUUCAAAAUUCGGCUGAAUUUUAGAAUGAAUUUAAUGAAACCUGUAGUAUCGGGCCGAUAUUACCCCAACUCUCAUAUAUUGCAUGUAAUGAUUUUCGUUUUUCUAACAAACCAAAUGCCGAAAAUGUUGGUCAUAUCGUCGCUCGCAUGACCAACGAACGGAACUGACAUUUACAAAAUUUUACAGGAGAGCAGUUUUAAUAUUUUUGACCCUUUAUUCCAUUGUCCCUGUCGAAAGGUAUGCAUGAUAUUUUCAGUCUGCUUUUCUAAUUAUGUACUCUGACGUCUACUCUUCAAUAUUAUUAUGGCAAAAUGGUAUUAUGCGAUUUUUUGAUUGCAAUGCAGAUACGUUACCUUUGUGACAUUUUUUUUGCCUAGUUGCAGAUACGUUUUUUUUUAUUAAAAAAAACAGGAUUUUGAAUUGAUUUUUUUUUAAUCUUUAUUGGACUAUAGAUAUGAAAUACAAAAAUAAAAAAAUUUAAUGAAAAAAAUAUUUGUAGUUAAUGAGGAAGGGAUUUAUAAAAAUUUGUAUGUUCACAUAACUUGAUUACUGGCGUAACUCCAGUAGUAAGCGAUACUAAAUCUUCGUAUUUAUUUUGAGGUAUUUUAGGAGGAGUCGUGUUUAAUUUUGAAAUCUCUCCCGUCAAUAAACUGACAACAGGGCGUUUUAGAGUCAAGGAUCUAUCAUUUUUGUCUGUAUGUUUAUUUUUAAAAAACAAUUAGAAAGGUUCUCCUUUUUCUACUCUGUACUCAACCAUUUCGGUCCAGUUUAUUGGUUCUCCUGAGUCGUCUUUUCGAAUGGAUAAAAGUUUAAGAUCGGUCGACAAUUUCUUGAAAUUUAAAAAAUCAGAAUAAUCCAUGGUAACUACAUCGUAUGGCUUCUUUAUCCGCGCCAGCCUGAAUAUUGGAUUUAGUUGACUUGGAACAGGAGCAUCACCACUUUUCUUUAAGGCGUAGGAGAUAGCGCUGUGGGCAAAAUCUCCUUCGUUUUGUCCAUGGCAAGGUACCGAUGUUCUUAACUCUAUUUCUUCAAUAUUAGUUGAGUUGUUUACUAUAUAUAGUAAUGUAGCAACUGUCACUGAAUUUUUGUUCUGACCACUACAUCCGUCGUCAAACAGAUAAACUUUUUUGCAGCCAUUAUUGUCAUACUUCUGAAGAAAAUGAUAAACAGCAGUAGACACUUCAGAUGCGCCUCGUUUGCUAAUUUCUUCGUGCCACGUGUAGCAAGAACAAUCACCAGAUACAAUAUUAUAGAAUGUCAAAUUAUAUACAGAAAGGCGUCUCUUAUAAAAUACAGUAUUGUCCAUUGAAAUUGGAAGACUUAUGACUUUUGACAUAGUUGCGCACAGAAUUGUCGGGUCUAUUUUAGCGGUUUCUUUACAUCCAUUUCUAAUUAGUCGAAAUUUGUUUUUUUCCUCAUUGUGUAUUUCAAACCGUUUGCUUAAAUUAUUUUUGACUUCUUCAGUUCCUUUAUGAUAACUCAUACAUAGUCCACACUGAUCUUUUUUGGGCCGAUGGAAUGACACAUUUUUUGUUUGAAAUAUCUUUCGAUAAGUCGAAAGGCUGGCAACAGCGUCCUCUCCAAUUUCCUUUGUAAACAAACUAUACAUUUUUUUUUAUUGUCAGAUCGCCGUUAAGGUACUCUCGAGUCGAGUUGUUACGGCAAUAAUGAGACUCCACUUGUGGAAAUCUAUCAAUAUGGCUUUCCACUUGAAGAGUUAUAAGUCGAUCUCUUUUGAUGUAAUUUUGACGACGACCUUCUCGUUUAUCUUUGUCUACAACUCCUGUUGAGGUAAUUUUAGACAUCGCUGUCCUGACUACUUGUUCGGAAACUGCUAGGGUAUUUAGGAAAAAAAAUGGCAAACUUGUUUACGUACGCCAUUUAAUGGAAGGUAAUAUUUCUGACUAUUUUUUCUUCUUGUGAGCGGGCCAGCUGUCUUACGUUUUAUUUAAUCUUUUUCAAUAUACCGUACAAUACAUUCCCUGUGGAAUUGCAAUGAUCCCAAUGCCCAAAAGUCUUUAAAUAUUAACUGACGUUUGUUCGGAAAAACAAAAACAGCUGCGUCUUUUCUUUUUACAAAGUUCUAUAUUGCACGUAGGACCCAGUAUUCGUUUAGGUAUUGUUUUGUUAUGAAUUCGGGUCUGAUACUCCUUUCCAGAGUUCUUCAAUUUUUGUGCCACUUUCUUUUUGUUAGAUUUGGUAGCUUUAUGUUUUUGAGAAUGAGAUUCACCACCUUCUACUUCAUACAUUUCAGGAAAAUCAUCAGACGUUUCUAUGGAGUGCAAAGUUCCGGGUAGGGGAUCAUAAUGCGUUUCACAUGUUAUAUUUAUGGUAAAAUGAGUAGAGCAGAGCAAACAACCACAUUUAAAGCAGGAAAUGAUAACAUUUCUGCCGCAUCCUAGAAUUUCACAAGAUUGUUCCAAUUUUUCUGUCAUGUUUAAGACCUUCACUAAGGAAAUUCUACAUUUGUUUUUGAUUUAACAAAAUAUUUGUACACUUCUACUUACCUUUUAUUAUGCCACUAUUCCUUUUGAUAAUAACACUUAAAAGAUUUUUUAACUACACGUGUACCAAUGAACAUUACAAUUGAUGAGAAUCGCACGACAUUAUAACGGUAAAAAUUAUGACACAUAAUUGCAGUAACAUGUGUUUUUGUUCUUCUUCUUCCUUUUGAAAUAAUUUGGCAGUCACUGUUGAUAUGGCGUUAUCACUGACACUGCAAAGCAUUGCCAUUGCAAGGCGUUAGCAGUGCAAAGCAUUGCCACUACAAACCAUUGCCUUUUGAAAUAGUUAAAUUAUAGGGGUAUUCUCUUGCUCUUGCAAGAUUGCAGAUUGCAAAAAUACUACACCGAAAUAUACAAGGGCACGAGAGCACCCAUUGCAGAAUCUAGUGAUAUAUGAGCGACUGAUUCAGUCAAUUUAUUGUAAAUGACUAUUGUGCAUGGCUAUUGUGAAUUGGCACACCUUCUGCAUACAUUUUUAACAAAAAAAACUGUAACAAAACUUUAUAAUUUAUACAGAAAUUAUAAAAUAUAAUUAAAAUUUACCUUUCUCAACAAUUUAACGACGUAAUAUGUCUUUAUGUAAAAUGGCAACUACAACAGGGUUGCAAUUUUAUUUUUGCGUGACAUUACACGCUAAUAUACACGGGUUUUGGUCUGACAUAUUUCACAGCCUUUGCAAAUAUUUUUCUGCGUGUGUUUGUUGUUGUGCCGUUGUAAAUUUGCAAUGCUUGCACCGUGCACCGGGUUUUGCAAGAGCAAGAGAAUACCCCUAAUAUUAAAUUUAGUUGUUUAAGCACUUAACAAUGAUAUUCAAUAAUAUUUAGUAUUAAUAUCCGAACAUUUCUUAUGACUUCCGAAAACUGGAUAUUAUCGAGGACACCCUAAUGUUUAUUCGCUCAUUUAUAUUUUUAUACUCUAUCUCUCUGUGGAACAGGGUAUUAUAAGUUAGUUUUGCCCCAAAUGUUUGUAACACCUCGAAAUAUGCGAGCUAGACCCAUCUUAAAGUAUACCGAUCGGCUCAGAAUCAGUACCUGAUUCGAUUUAAGCAUGUCUGUCCGUCCGUCCGUACGUCUAUAUUAUAGUAGGCCACGCCAGACUUUAGCCUUUCCUUACUUGUUUUAUAAGAACACUGUAGUUUUGCAUGCAUUUUGUUGGCAUAUUAAAUAAUAUCUUGCAAUAAUAUUGGAAAAUUUCUUUAUAAAGUAUAGCAGUAGGUAUUAAAUUGCAGUUACCUUAGUUAGUGAAAAUUUUUUUUGGUCUAUCUGCAGAUACGUUGAAAAUGUUAUGGCGUUUUCUGAGAUAACGGUACUAUAUACAAUCACAUAAUUUACACACAAGAUGCGACAUGCCUAAAGAAGUCCCAUAGUGGUCCUAACUCAAUUUCGGAAAAAAUGUCAGUUCCGUUAGUUGGUUAUGCGAGCGACGAUAUAUUAUACAUAUAAUGUAUAUAUAAGUAUGUAUAUAAAAAUUCUUGAAUUCCAAUCCUCUAGUAUUUUUGAUCUUUAUGGUUCUUCCUUGGCUUUGAUUCCUGCAAAUUGCAAGAGUAUAAAAUAUUCGGUUCCACACUAACACACCCACAAAUUUUACAAAGUUUACCAUCCUCACAAAAAUUGACUAUGGAUUGCAAAUUAUGGCAAGAUCUCGAAAUUAUCUCUUACUAAAAUAAGGAGCGCAUAUCAUGCCGCGGUCCGAUUUAGCCUUUGGGGCCUUUCGGACAACUCCUGUCAAAUAUCUGCUAACCGAAGGGGGUUUUCUUUCAUAGUACAGUGCGUGAACUUUGGUUAGCCGCACAUGCUUUUUGGUGGUUUAACAUAAGAGUUAUUGUCAAAAGUAACUGAUUUUAGAAUAUUUCAAAAUACUUCAUUAUUGGGAAAGAGAAGGAAAAUAUUUUGACGUUUCAAAUGUAUUACAGAAACAAAAAAGAUAAAAUAUUGAAAAUACAACGUAACUAUACGCGUACUUAACUCAGCGGCAUUACAAAAAAUUAGAGAAUUAAGCGGUUUUCACAAAAGAUUAGCAAAUUUUGCGCUUUUAAUAUGAAGUUGCACCCGCAUUCUUAUUAAUUACUUGGAAAAUUCUGGCUGGGAUCGAGUCAAUUAACUUUUGCAGUAUUCAUAUAAGUACCUCUAUCCAGAUCCAGCCACGCCUGCAAAAUUGCUGUUUUUAGCUCCUGCGCGGCUAAGUACUGGCGCCCAUUCGCAUACGCAGCCCUUGCAAUUAUGCCCCAAACAUUUUCAAUGAGGUUUAAAUCCGGACUACGGGCUGGCUAUUUAGCAACGGUAUAGAGCGCGAAGCAAAAAGUUCUUUUGCCUUCUAUCCUCCAAAUACUCAUUGAACACAUCAUCCAACAUCUCAAUAUAUUUUUCCAAAUCCAUUUUCGUCUUAAUAAUACAUAGUUUGAGCUCUCCAAGGUAGGAGAACCCACCCUAUACCACCAUAGAUCCACCCCCGAAUUUAUGGCUCGUUCUGGGAAGAUUAUUUUCGCGCAGAUCAUGCCAAUAAUAACUGAACCUAUCAGAUCCGUCUAAAUUAAACUUUUUUUCAUUAGAAAAAACAACAUCGUGCCAGCAAUCGGUCCAACUCAUAUGCUUUUUCGCAAAUUUAAGUCUGGCUACUUUAUUGACAUGCGUAACUUGUGGUUUUUUUUAAUUGCUUUUUCAACUUUAUGUAUCUGUCUGCAGCUAAAAUUUUCUGAACUCUUUUUCCAAUUGGGGGAUUUAAUUUUGCUAUAAUUUUAGAGGCACUCAACUGAUUUUGAGUAGCUUUUACUUUAAUAAUAUUAACUUGCCGGCGAGAUAUCUUGGUAUUCCUCCUUGAUUUUUUGUUGGAUAUGCCAUUUUUAUCUCCUAAUUUCAGAAGAUUUCUCACGACUUUCUCUAACCUUUUGAUUUGCCGGCUGAUUGGUCUGUUAGAAAGACAAUUUUCCUUCAAAAUUUUAAUUUGUCUCUUUUCCACAUCAUUUAAAAACUUGUAUCUAGCCAUUUCAAUCACACUGUUGUCAAUUGAAUAUAAUUAUAUAGAAUAAGUCUAAAUGUUAACAAAACUUGACAAAACAAUAUUAAAAACACAGAGAACUUACCGCAAAAACGAUAAAAAUAAGACUGCGGCUUACAAAAGUUCGCACCAAUUGUCAGACAAUAUUCACAUUUUGCUAUUUUAGUACCGCUAUGUGUUCAAAUUACUUGAAUAUAAAAUAUAAGAAGUGCGUGGCUAUAUAAGCCGUGGCAGCGCCAACAUAAUCAAUCAGUGCUAAGAGUAAACUGUUAUAGUGUAGACGAGUUGUAAAAUAAAGAGUUGUUGAAUUGAAUUAAACAGUUUUUGGUUUUAUUCGUCAAUCCAGAGAUACGAACCUAGCAAAGUAAACUAGCAAGCAGUAAAAUCGUAACAAUUGGUGUCAGAAGUGGGAUUGUCAAAUAAUCCAAAUUCAAGAUGGUUAAAUUCGGAGAAUUGAGAAUUCAGCAUUUGAAAAAGGAACUGGAGGAGCGUAAAUUGCCGAUAAGCGGGCAAAAGGCGGAUCUGCAGGCACGAUUACGUGAAGUAAUGGAAGCGGAUGGAAUUAAUGUGGACGAGUUCGAAUUUGAUGGGCCAGAAACUUCUACAAAGGUAGAAGAAAAAGUAGAAGAACAACGAACAUCAUAGAGUGUGGACAUGAACAUGCUGUUAGUGGCUUUAACAGAAAAUUGCUGAAAAUACAGAAAAUGCAGUGCAAACAGGAAAUCGUCUGGCACAGCAAAUAGCUGAAAAUGCAGAAAAGGCAGUGCAAACAGAAAAUCGUCUGGCACAGCAAAUAGCAGAAAACACAUCACAGUUAAAGUCUUGCCUUACACAACAAAUGACUGAAAAUAAUACGCAGUUAGAAAAGCGUUUGGUACAACAGAUUACAGAAAAUAAAACACAAGUGCAAGAGAAAUUUUCAAAAUUUGAAGACGAAUUAAGCACAAUAAAAAAUGACGAAGAAAAUUUAAGAUCAGAAUUUCUUCAACUGAGUAAUCGUAUGCGAGAACUGCAACUACAUGGCCCUGCACCAUCAACAAAUAAUCCAAGAUUGAAGGCACCCACAUUCGAUGGAAGUAUUCCAUUUCAAAUUUUCAAACUUCAGUUUGAAAAGACAGCAAUGGCCAAUAACUGGAAUGCUGCGGACAAAGUGGCGUCCUUGUUUGUAUCAUUGAAAGGACCUGCGGCAGAAAUCCCUCAGACUAUUCCAGAUUGUGAACGGGACAACUAUGAGGCAUUGAUGAGUGCGAUGGAAAGACGAUAUGGUAGUGAGCACCGGAAACAAAUAUACCAGAUCGAACUGCAAAAUAGGGGUCAGAAAAUGAACGAGUCAUUGCAAGAGUUCGCAACUGAAAUAGAACGACUGGCUCAUUUGGCAAAUGCAGAUGCACCUGUGGAUAACAUUGAGAGGGUAAAAAUUCAAUGUUUCAUAAAUGGAAUUCGUGAUGUGGACACCAAACGCGCCACAUAUGCAUUGCCAAAAAGAACGUUUGCUGAAACGGUUUCGCACGCCCUCAAACAGGAAACAGCUUCCCUACUAAGUAAACCAGCACACAAAGUACAAAGGGUUGAAAUGGAACAACCGGCGCUGAUGGAAGAAAUAUUGAAGACUCUGAAGACAAUUGCUGCACCGCGAGUAAAUACAACAGGCAGAUGUUUCAACUGUGGAAAAGCGGGUCACUUUGCCCGAAAUUGCAAUAUAAAAGUAAACCCAUCAAAACGGAAACAACCAACAGAUAACGAGGACGGAGCAUCCACAUCUCACAAGUCGUUAAACUAAAACGGAACAGUUCAAAGGGGCGUGAGCUGGUUCCCACAACUAUUUGCCCCGCCAUCUCGAUAUCACAAAUAGGUCGCCAUGACAACAAUCUUACUAUCAACGGCAUCGUAAAUGGACGACUGUCAACGCUUACUUUGGAUACUGGUGCCACACAUUCAAUUAUCCGACCGGAUGUGGUAAGAGGAACGGUUGAACCAUUAGUCGGUUGCAAGCUUCGAACGGCCACCGGGGAGGAAGCAGCUGUCGCGGGAAAAGUGUUUUGCGAAGUGGUGAUUGGCACCCUGGAAGUUAAUCACACCUUCAUCGUAGCAGAAAUCACGGAUGAAAUUAUAAUGGGAGUAGAUUUCAUGAUUGAUCACGGGGUUACUAUGGAUUUAAACAAGCAAAUGCUGUUUUGCCAGAACAUGGAGAUGCCUAUAAACACCGGAUAUGUGACCAACGUUGAAAGUAGGAGGGUGAUUGUUGAUGAUAAUCAGAGUAUUCCACCAAAAUCUGAGGCGAUUAAUUGGGCUAAAGUGAAUGGAGGAGGUGGGACUGAAGAAUUGUGGAUUGUGGAACCAACAAAAAUAGAUACACCCAUAUUGGUAGGAAGAACGCUUGUGAAAACUAGAGAAGACGCCACCAUUCCGGUCAGAGUAGUGAAUGAAUUCAACACGCCUAUAAGUCUGAAGAAAGAAGCAGUAGAGUAGAAAAUUUUUCAUAAUUAAUUUAAUUAAUGCUUUGUAUAGCUGAUUCCUAUAAAUCACCAAUGUGAGAAGCGCUUAUGUAGAUGUAGAUAAUUUUAUUAUAUUAUAAAUAUUAAUAAUAUUUAAGUGCGUAUGCAUUAAUUUGGCAAGUAGUAGUGCGCCACCGCUCUAGGAUUUGUUCAGAUUGUUUUUUUUUUUUUGUUUUUCCAUUAUUGGCGAAAGCCAUCUUGCGGGGCCGAAAAUUUGUAUGUCCUUUUAAUAUAGGGACUGUCAGAGGUAACUCUAACUUUAUUAUUUAUACCACUUUGUGGAGUGUUGGAAUAUUGUGGCUCUAGUGGUAGUCGUACGACGUACCGGCCAUUAUUUGAUCGAGUAGUUGUGGCUUUAGAGAAGUGCUCCCAAUACUGAUCUUUUAUAGUUUUGUUUGUUAUUGCGCGUUUUCUUAACGUUUGCAGUUUACUUAAUUGUGAAUUAAGGUAUUUGUUUUUAUUAUACUCAACUUGAGUUGGUAUGGUGGUGACUAGUUCUGUGACUAGUCCAUUUUGUGUUUCGCUGUGCAGCGUUUGAGAUUUUUGUGCCUUUGAACAGCAUGGUGUCUCUUGGCAAUUUUUACUAUUUUGGCUCUCGGGAUUUGCUUUUGUAAUUAAACCCGUGUUUCCUUUUGUAUAUGCGCUCCUUUGAGUUGAGGGAUAUGUGCUGUAAUGCAGCAUUGUAUGAUGUCUUUUAUGACAAUAUAGGCAGUUAAAUUUGCUUUUGCAAUUUUUAGGAUUAUGUGUAUGGGACAAGCAGUUUGUACAGAGUCUUUUUGAUCUGACAAAGUUGUUCCUUUCGUUAAUGUUUAAUUUUUUAAACUUCUCGCAAGUUUUAAGUUUAUGCCCUCUUUUACAUAGUUCGCAUGUGAACGUUUGUGUUUUGUUAAACAUUAUGUUUGAUUUGUUUUUGCUUCUAGCUUGGGGUCUAUUUAAGCUUUUAUUUUGAUCGUGUUUAAUGUUCUUUUUCUUGAUUAUUUUUUCUUCUAACCUUUCCGCAAUUUCAUAUUGGGUGGUGAGAAAAUCUUUCAUUUGUUGCCACGUUGGGCACUUUUUUCGUGAUGAGAGCGAUUGCUCCCAUAAAAGUAACGACUUUUCUGGUAAUGCGGCAGUGCAAAUGUUUACCAGAAUUGGGUCCCAGCUGUCUGUGCGAAUAUUUUGUGUCGACAGAAUCGACAAACAAUUGGAAACAGUGGAUUGUAGUGUUACAAAUUCUUCACUUGUUUCUUUCUUGAUUUUAGGCAAGUUUAGUAGAGUCGUUACUUGCUUAUCGACUAAUAUUCUUUCGUUUUCAUAUCUAGCUUUUAGAGCUUCCCAAGCCAAAUUGAAAUUAUCGUCAUUAAGAGCGAACUGUUUUACUGUUAUCCCUGCUUGACCUUUAGUUUUGUAUCGGAGGUGAUACAAUUUUUGCGCUUGUGAUAAUUGAGGAUGGUUUAUGUACACGGCCGUGAACAUGUCCCGGAAGGACGGCCAUUCUUCAUAACCUCCGUAAAAGGUUUCUGUGUCACAAGCGGGCAACUCGAGUUGGAUGCCUGAACUUGCCUCUUGAUGUUGUUGCAUUUGUGGCAGCUGUAUUCUCGGAUGUGGAGUAGGUGCAACUGCUUUUAUUAGCUUUAAUUGAUCGGAGAUCAUAGCUUUCGUUUCUUCAUAUUGGUCAAGGCAGUUUUCGUACAUAUCGUAAGCCGAUGAUUUAAAAUUUUGAGGUAGAUCUGAAUUGUCAGAUUCUACUAUGGCGUCAUGAGCCGCUUGGAGUCGUGUCCAAGAAUUAUUAAUAUUUAUAAUUUUGAUUUCUAGUAGCGAUUCCGAGUUUUCGUGAAUCGGUGAAGAGGCAAAUCUAGUGCAGUAUCUUGUUAAACUGUCACUUUCUGAAAUGAAUUUAAUAACCUCUUUUGAGCGUGUAGCUCCUGCAGGUGUAUUUUGAUUUUUAUUAUUAUUCAUUGUUUUUACUGUAUGGUAAAAUAUUUGUCAAAAUGAGUUAAAUUUGUCUCAGUGUAAACCAAAUACUCUUUUCAGUAAAUAAGAGUUUAUUUAUUUCGUAUAAAACGGAUUCUUUAUUUUUUAUUAUUACCACUAAUCGAUAUUAUUUAUUUAUAUUUUAGUUUGAAGUUUGAAAAUGUCCGAACUUUUAAUUGAAUAACACUUUUUACGUCCUUAUGUUAGUAUUUAGGUACACCCUAAUACUUGGACUUAUACGAAUGUAUAUAUGUGCUUAUGAAAGUACUUAUGUUUUGUGCAAUUGAGAGCUCGCUGAGGAGAUCAAUGCGCUUUUUACAUAAGUAUGCACGAAUUAUUUGUGUGCUUAUGGUUAUGCUUUGUUCGUAAGCAAUUGAGAGCUCGUUAGAGAGAUCAAUUCGCUUUUUGUACGCAAACCUGCUUGUUUUUGUUUGCCAAACAAGAGGUAUUGCCAGAUAAUUGCCAAUGCGGACUUAUAAUAUGUGUGUGUACAAAUGUGUUAAUAAAUGUUUUGCGUAGUUCUUGCAAAGUAUGUAUAUUUUGUUGUUAUUUUUGAUAUAUACUUAUGUAAAUAUUAUUUAAUUUUUUUUUCGUAAAAGAGAGAGUUCGGAAAUGGAAUUGAAAAAUUUUUUCUCUUAUGUAUAUUUUAUACGUAAGCAAAUAUGCACUUGUACAUAGAUUCUAUUAGAACGGCCGCUUAAUAAAAAUUAUAGAAAUAUGUGAGUAUAUAAAUAUAUAUUUUGCGCUUGGCAAUUAUACAUACAUAUUGAUGUAUGUUUUGUGUAUCAUGUAGAGGUAUUUUUUUUUGCACUAAAUAGAUGUAUAUGCAUAUAUGUACAUAUGUAUGUACGUGUUUUUUGUUUCUGUUUUUAUUUUUUAGUUUAUUUUUUCAAAUAUUCCUUUCUCAAUUUUUGUAUGCAGUCCUGCUUAUUACUUUAUUAAGCAUAAGGGGUGCUGCCGGAAAUUUGUCAUAAACAUUUGAAUUUUUUUAUUUAUUGGUGUUGGACCGAAGUAAGUAUAUGCAUAAGUAUAUUUAAGGAUAUAUACAUGUAUGUGUACAUGCAAUGAUACAGAAUGUACUUGAUUAAAAUGCGGCCAUUUGAAUUUUACGGUAUAGUACAGCCGUAAAUUAAACCAGUUUGGGUACCGAUUUUCGCUAAGUUUUAACUAGGAAAACCGUACUAUACAUAUGUAUGUAUGUAUAUAUGUGCAUAUACUAAAUAUGAAAUGAAAUUAAUACGCUCACUUUGAUGUGGGUUCAACGUGUGUAUGUAUGCCUAUGCCCCUUUUUUUGCCAAUUCCUUUUGUCUUCUUCCACGGUCUUCCAGCUGCCUGACUUCUUAUGCGUAUUGUUGUUUGUAUGUAAGUUUAUGUUUUUAAGUUCGCGCCCGAAUGUUUGUUGUAUUGCUAUAUUUUUGUUUUGGGGUUUCGCGCCCGGUUUAGUGGUUUUGUGUUUGUAAAAUUUUGUGUUUAUGUUUUGGUUUUGUAAGUGUAUGCUCUUGUCAGCGCAGCUUUAUUUUUUUUUAUUGGUACCACUGCACUUUGUCUUUUUCUUGUGUAUAAGUAUAUCUUCACUUUUUUUUUCCUUUUUUGUUUGGCCCACUGCACUUUUUGUUUUGUUUUUUUUUUUUUUUUUAAUUUUUGCUUGAUUGCUGUUUUUGUUUGUUAUAUAUGUAUAUAUGUUGUUCGUUUGUUUUCUUGUUUAAUUUUGUAUUGUUUAAGAUUCGCGCCCGUUUAAUUUGUUACUUUGUAUUUUGUGUUUAGGUUUCGCGCGCGUUUAAUUUGUUGGUAGUGUUUUUCGUAUGUACGUAUCUUAAGUUUAUUUCGACUGUUUUUAUAUAGUUUUCGUCUCUCACUUUUAAAAUGUGUUUAUGCUUUCCUUUUUUAUUUAAUUAGGAAUUUUUUCCAUAUUUCCUGCACUUUUGUUGUUUACUGCCGCCUACGGAGAUUCCUUGUGGUUAUUGUUGUUUUGUGUAUUAUUCGCUCCCGAAUGUUUGUUUUGUUUUAAAGUUUCGCGCCCGUAUGUCUGUUUAUUUUUUGUUGUACCUGUUGACUGUUUUGUAUAUUUUGAUUUUUCAUGUAAUUUAUUUUUAUUUUUGUUAUGGUGGGGUCACUGCCCUUUUUUUUUGUUUUUGCACUGCACCCUUUUAUGUUGUUGUUUGUUUGUAUAUAUAUGUUGUAAGUAAGCACAUAUGUUUUUUUUGUGUGUCACUGCAUUAUGUUCUCGCACUUUGUUUGUUUUUUGCCACCAAAUUUGGUUAUUAUUGCUAUUACAUCAAUUUAUGUCAAUUUUUAUUGUUUUUAAUUUGACUGAACCGAAGGUGCCUUUCGUUAAGGCUCGAAGGACCAUGAAUAUUUUUGUACCAAAUAGAUACAUAUGUGUCUGUGGUAAUAAUUAAAUUAUUAAAUUGGUAAUAACGCACAUCCGGAAUAAAAAGACCGCAGCACUAAAGUUUAUAGUGUACAAAACAAUUUAUUAAAAAAGUAUUUGACGUUGUACAAAUAUUCCUUUUCUUAAAAUUAAAUAUUUCGAUUAUUUAGGUAACGAAUGUUGAAGAUGAGAUCGCUAUUGUCGAUGCUCAAAACUGCACCGGGACGGGACGCGAAGAACGGAUGUCGAUGCGCGCAGUGUGUCGAACGAAAGUGUAUAGCGAAAGUUGAUGUGUUGAUGGGCGAACUGCAGGUGACGAAUGCGUUGUACCUGACAAGCGGAUCAUCCUUUAUGUUUAGUGGGUUGAUGUAGAAGUGUGGUGAGUUGUGUUGUACUAGGAUGGGUCAGUUUUUCCUGGGUAGAGUGGGUGGAUGCUUACCUCCUACUCUGCCAGAAUAUAAGUGCAAUAGCACGAUGCGAACGGUCACAACAGAAGCCUACUAUUGAGCCACAGCAGAUAAGUCCUACACUCCUAAAUAAUUUGCUGAACGAACUGCAUGGAAAUGAAAAAUUAAAAGCAGAAAAACUAUUAGAAAAAUACGCAUCCAUAUUUGCAAACGAAGGAAACACAGGAAGAACCGGCAUUGUCAAACAUCGCAUAAAUACUGGAGACGCUAAGCCAAUCCGACAAGCUCCGCGUAGGGUUCCACUAGCAAAACGUGAGGAUGCUAACAAAAUUAUCGAAGACAUGCACAAAAACGGUGUAAUCGAACCUUCAAUAAGUCCAUGGAGCUCACCUAUCGUCCUAGUUAAAAAGAAAGAUGGUAGCACCCGUGUUUGCGUAGAUUAUAGGAAGUUGAAUGAUGUCACAAAGAAAGACAGUUAUCCUCUACCGAGAAUCGACGAUACAUUAGACCCCUUGUCUGGAGCGAAAUGGUUUUCUACGUUAGAUUUACAAAGUGGAUAUUGGCAAGUCGAGAUUGAUGAAUGUGACCGUGAAAAGACCGCUUUCAGUAUGGGCGACGGGUUAUGGGAAUUCUCUGUGCCAUUUGGGUUAUGUAAUGCGCCUGCAACGUUCGAGCGACUGAUGGAACAUGUGUUAAAAGGACUCAACUGGAAGACAUGUUUGGUGUAUCUUGAUGACAUUAUCAUCAUGGGAAAAAGUUUCGAUGAUCAUCUGGAAAAUCUAGAGGAAGUCUUUCAGCGAAUAGCAUCAGCCGGAUUACGCUUGAAUCCCAAAAAGUGCUCAUUAUGGAAGAAGCAGGUCACAUAUCUCGGACAUAAAGUGUCAACUGAGGGGAUUCACACCGAGGAAGGAAAAAUAAAAGCAGUUAAAGAUUGGCCUCGACCCACCAACAUACAUGAACUCCGCAGCUUCCUCGGCUUAUGUACGCAUUACCGCCGUUUUCUAGCUGGAUUUCCCUUAUUAUGAAGUUUGCAUGAUUUAACAAAGAAGAAUCGCCCGUUUGUAUGGCAGUUGGAACAAGAAAAAAUCGUUUGAACAGCUUAAAGAAUUACUUUGUACGGCGCCGAUGUUGGCUUAUCCAAUACCUGGAAAGAAACUCAUCCUGGAUACAGAUGCGAGCGCUUAUGGAAUUGGAGGUGUCCUGUCUCAGCUCAUCGACGGACAAGAAAGAGUAAUUGGGUAUUACAGCAGAGUGCUCGGGAAACCAGAGAAAAACUACUGUGUGACGCGAAAAGAACUACUAGCUGCGGUGGAAUGUGUAAAACAUUUCCACAAGUAUUUGUAUGGACAACGAUUCUUGCUGAGGAUUGAUCAUGCAGCAUUAAAAUGGUUAUUACAGUAUAAGAAUCCGGAAGGCCAAAUUGCACGAUGGAUCGAAAGAUUACAGAAUUACGACUUCGAAACGGAACAUCGAAAGGGGAUUCACCACAAAAAUGCGGAUGCAUUAUCACGUCGCCCUUGUCCACUGGAAUGUAAACAUUGCUCAAAAUCAGAAGGAAAAGAAGGUAUAAUCGACGUCCGAUGACUAAAUAUAGAACCUGAAGGUGAUUGGACUCCUCACCGCAUCAGAAUCAAUCAGCUAGAGGACCCUGAUCUUGCAAAGCUGGUAAUGGCCAAAGAAAAUGGGGUACGACCACCAAAGGAACAAAUAAGUAGCGAGAGUCCAACUGCAAAAGCAUAUUGGGCCCAAUGGAACAGCAUAAACCUCGUUAAUGGAUACCUUCAUCGUACCUGGGAAAGCGAAGAUGGCAAACAGUCUCGUCUGCUGAUCAUAGUACCGAAGUCCAUGAUCCCGAAAGUGUUGAAAGAAUAUCACAAUGGACCUAGUGGAGGGCACCUUGGAAUUACAAAAACUAUAGAGAAGAUUAAACAACGGUUCUACUGGAUCGGUUGUCGAGAUUCAAUAGCAGAAUGGAUAAGUAAUUGCGUAGAGUGCAUGGCAGCUAAAGGUCCUAAAGCCAAAAGUCGCGGUAGGCUACAACAGUACAACGUGGGAUCACCAUUUGAACGAGUCGCAAUGGAUGUUGCAGGUCCGUUCCCAACCAGUACGGCCGGAAACAAAUAUCUACUGGUUGUCAUGGACUAUUUCAGUAAAUGGCCAGAAGUAUAUGCCUUACCAAACCAAGAAGCGAAGACAGUAGCCGAAGCGUUUGUAGAAAAUUGGAUAACAAGGUUCGGAGUCCGUCGAAUUACACUCAGAUCAAGGCAGGAAUUUCGAAUCUUCCAUUUUCCAAGAAGUCUGUAUAUUAUUGGGCAUCCACAAGACACGGACAACAGCGUUACAUCCACAAUCAGAUGGAAUGGUGGAGAGAUUCAACCGAACGCUCGAAGAACAUCUGCGGAAAAUCGUUGAUAAAGAUCAACGGAAUUGGGACAAAUGCAUCCAGAUGUUCCUGCUGGCGUAUCGUUCAGCGAAGCACGAGACAACUGGUUACACGCCAGCAAAGAUUAUUUUUGGAUCUGAUCUGCGACUCCCUGCUGAUCUUAAGUUUGGAACGAAUUUUACGGCUGUAAGAAAUGAUGGAGAUUAUUGUUCUGCCUUAAAGGAAGAAAUGAAUGAAUUGCAUCUAAUGGUAAGACAGCACACGCAUCUGAUGAGCAAUAAGAUGAAAGACCGGUUCGAUCAAGCGGCAAAUUCAAAAGGUUUUGAAGAAGGUGAUCUGGUCCUGUUGUACAAUCCACUUCGAAAGAAAGGUUUGCCCCCGAAACUGCAGACAGCCUGGGAAGGACCCUAUAUAGUGAUGAAACGACUUAACCCAUUUACAGCCAUUGGUCGAUUUAUCGACCAGCAAAUUUGAAAAAUCACCAAGUCGAAAAUGAACGAGAUCUGCGUGAAAUCAAUAAUUUUAUGCGAUUUUGCAACUUUCUGAAUCCGUGGCUAAACGGCUCAAUGUAACAAUCUCAAAAAAUGUUAAGCAUCGAGUGUUUUUUUAUUAUAAUCAAAAUAAAAAGUUGAAAUGAAAUCAAUGCGGUGGAUCUAGGUGUGGCCGAAAAUGGGUUAAUGACGUGGUAUACCGCAUACAAAGAAAUGGAAAAGCACGAUGUAAAAUGAAAGUUGUACAUUUGGAGAGGCUCGCCCCAUUUGAUUCAAGAGGAUUUGUGCCUAAUCGGGACGAUUAAGCUUUAGUGGAGGGCAGUGUUACAAAAGUAGUAUUAAGUUGUAUUUGUAUUGCUAUAUGCAUCCCUUAUUAUGAACAAUAGCUGUAGGUAUAUGGAAUAGCAUUUGUCUUGUUGUAAACAUCUGGCGCCGCGGCUGUCUGCUUGUCGAAACAAUAGACAUCUGGCGCCGCACUGUCUGCUUGUCUACUUAAACAAUUGCUGAGUCUGGCGCCGUAUAGCAUUAUGUUCUGGUAAUUUCCAGACGCAAUAUUCUAGAAGGACACGUCGGCAUCAGCGAGAAGUGCGUGGCUAUAUAAGCCGUGGCAGCGCCAACAUAAUCAAUCAGUGCUAAGAGUAAACUGUUAUAGCGUAGACGAGUUGUAAAAUAAAGAGUUGUUGAAUUGAAUUAAACAGUUUUUGGUUUUGGAGGAUGGAGUCAUGUGUAGAAGUUCACGCAAGUGAGGAAAGUUCUCUGAUCGCCAUUCACUUGGGAGUGGCCAGAAACGAUUCUUUUGAAUAUGACUCAAGCAGCUCACGACUUCCGGUCUUUGACCAAGUAUCCUCUGGGUAGCCUAAGAACAUCCGUUUGAAGGCGAGCUAAAGUGAGAAGGCGAAACAUCCCCUGCAUAGGGUUGUGCGCUGGGUUUGGGACCCGCCACGUAAAAAAACACCCCCAAUAAAAAACAACAAACAGCCUCGAAUGAGAGACCCCCCUUUUGAUGACGAACAUGGCAAACGAAAUAAGGACUACGAAUUGAGGGCAUGCACCUGGAAUGUCCGGUCCUUUAACUGGGAAGGUGCCACUGCCCAGCUGGUUGAUGUCCUCGUGAAAACAAAGGCUGACAUCACCGCCGUCCAAGAAAUGCGAUGGAGGGGACAAGGGCAGAGACGAGUAGGUCCUUGUGACAUUUACUACAGUGGCCAUAUAAAGGAGCGCAGGUUUGGUGUGGGAUUCGUGGUGGGAGAUAGACUCGGUCGCCGAGUACUAUCAUUCACUCCGGAGAAUGAACGUCUAGCCACAAUCCGCAUCAAAGCGAGGUUCUUCAACAUAUCGCUGAUUUGCGCCCACGCCCCGACGGAAGAGAAGGACGAUGUGACCAAAGAUGACUUUUUUAUGAGUGCUUGGAGCGCACUUAUGAGAGAUGCCCCCGCCACGAUGUCAAAAUCGUGCUUGGCGACUUCAACGCCAGGGUGGGCAAAGAAGGUAUCUUUGGCACUACGGUCGGUAAAUUCAGCCUCCACGAGGAAACAUCCCCAAAUGGGUUGAAGCUGAUCGACUUCGCCGGGGCCCGAAAUAUGGUUAUCUGUAGUACUAGAUUCCAGCAUAAAAAGAUACAUCAAGCUGCCUGGCUGUCUCCGGAUCGAAAAACCACCAACCAGAUCGAUCAUGUUGUGAUAGACGGAAGACACGUCUCCAGUGUUUUAGAUGUGCGUGCGCUCCGAGGUCCUAACAUCGACUCGGACCACUAUCUUGUUGCAGCCAAGAUUCGCACCCGCCUCUGUGCAGCAAAAAACGCACGAAAACAAACACAAGGAAGGUUCGACGUCGAAAAGCUGCAAUCACAACAGACAGCCGAACGAUUUUCUACUCGGCUUGCACUCCUGCUCUCUGAGAGCACUCGUCAACAACUCGGUAUAAGGGAACUGUGGGACGGCAUUUCAAACUCCUUACGUACAGCUGCAACCGAAACCAUUGGUUUUCGGAAAGUGCAAAAGAACAGCUGGUACGACGAGGAGUGCCGUGUCGCAGCGGAGAGAAAACAGGCUGCCUACCUCGCAACGUUACGAUCGACCACAAAACGUGCGGGAUGGGAUAGAUACCGAGAGUUGAAGAGGGAAGCGAGACGCAUUUGCAUACAGAAGAAGAAAGAGGCCGAAAUGCGUGAGUACGAACAGCUUGAUAAGCUGGCCGACAGGGGUAAUGCUCGAAAAUUCUACGAAAAAAUGCGGCGACUUACAGAAGGUUUCAAGACCGGUGCAUACUCCUGUAGAACCCCCAAAGGUGAUCUAGCCACCGAUGCCCAGAGCAUACUUAGAUUAUGGAGGGAACACUUCUCCAGCCUGCUGAAUGGCAGUGAACACAUAGCACCAGGAGAAGGCGAACCCGAUUCCCCAAUCGAUGACGAUGGAGCAGACGUUCCAUUGCCCGGCCAUGACGAAGUUCGAAUAGCAGUUGCCCGCCUGAAGAACAACAAAGCGGCAGGGGCCGACGGAUUGCCGGCCGAGCUAUUCAAACACGGCGGCGAAGAACUGAUAAGGAGCAUGCAUCAGCUUAGUUGCAAAAUAUGGUCGGAUGAGAGCAUGCCCAACGAUUGGAAUUUAAGUGUGCUAUGCCCAAUCCAUAAAAAAGGAGACCCCACAAUCUGUGCCAACUACCGUGGGAUUAGCCUUUUCAACAUCGCGUACAAGGUUCUAUCGAGCGUAUUGUGUGAAAGAUUAAAGCCCACCGUCAACAAACUGAUUGGACCUUAUCAGUGUAGCUUCAGACCUGGUAAAUCAACAACCGACCAGAUAUUCACCAUGCGCCAAAUCUUGGAAAAGACCCGUGAAAGGAGGAUCGACACUCACCACCUAUUCGUCGAUUUCAAAGCUGCUUUCGACAGCACGAAAAGGAGCUGCCUUUAUGCCGCGAUGUCUGAAUUUGGUAUCCCCGCAAAACUAAUACGGCUGUGUAAACUGACGUUGAGCAACACGAAAAGCUCCGUCAGGAUCGGGAAGGACCUCUCCGAGCCGUUCGAUACCAAACGAGGUUUCAGACAAGGCGACUCCCUAUCGUGCGACUUUUUCAAUCUGCUGCUGGAGAAAAUUAUUAGAGCUGCAGAACUGAAUCGAGCAGGUACAAUCUUUUAUAAGAGUGUACAGCUGCUGGCGUAUGCCGAUGAUAUUGAUAUCAUCGGUCUCAACACCCGCGCCGUUAGUUCUGCUUUCUCCAGACUGAACAAGGAAGCAACGCAAAUGGGUCUGGCAGUGAACGAGGGCAAGACGAAAUAUCUCCUGUCAUCAAACAAACAGUCGUCGCACUCGCGACUUGGCACUCACGUCACUGUUGACAGUCAUAACUUUGAAGUUGUAGAUAAUUUCGUCUAUUUAGGAACCAGCGUAAACAACACCAACAAUGUCAGCCUAGAAAUCCAACGCAGGAUUACUCUUGCCAACAGGUGCUACUUCGGACUGAGUAGGCAAUUGAAAAGUAAAGUCCUCUCUCGACGAACAAAAACCAAACUCUAUAAGUCGCUCAUAAUUCCCGUCCUGCUAUAUGGUGCAGAGGCUUGGACGAUGACAACAACCGAUGAGUCGACGUUGCGAGUUUUCGAGAGAAAAGUUCUGCGGAAGAUUUAUGGUCCUUUGCGCGUUGGCCACGGCGAAUACCGCAUCCGAUGGAACGAUGAGCUGUACGAGAUAUACGACGACAUUGACAUAGUUCAGCGUAUUAAAAGACAGCGGCUAGGCUGGCUAGGUCAUGUUGUCUGGAUGGAUGAAAACACUCCAGCCCUGAAAGUAUUCGACGCAGUACCCGCCGCGGGAAGCAGAGGAAGAGGAAGACCUCCACUCCGGUGGAAGGACCAAGUGGAGAAGGACCUGGCCUUGCUUGGAAUAUCCAAUUGGCGCCACGUAGCGAAGAGAAGAAACGAUUGGCGCGCUGUUGUUGACUCGGCUAUAAUCGCGUAAGCGGUGUCUACGCCAGUGAAGAAGAAGAAUGUAAAGGAACGGAAAUGAUCCUAAACUAUUAAAAGAUAAGAAAUAUUGUGUAUGCCGUUGAGAACACUUGUGUUUAAGAUAUGUAUACAUACUUCGGUAUGUACAAUAGACUAGUAUUAAGAUUGGUUUAUGUACUAUGCAUGUGGUGCAUACACGAACCCUACGCGUCUUAUUUUAAAUACGAUACAAACAAGUCUCUGCAAAACAAAUAAUGGGCGAUCUACCAGAAUUCAGGGUAUCAAUGUCGAGUCCGUUUGCUUAUACUGGAGUUGACUACGCUGGACCAUUCCAAAUGAGAUGCUCAAAAGGACGUGGUCAAAAGUCCUUCAAAGGGUAUGUAGCAGUGUUUAUAUGCCUCUCAACUAAAGCUGUUCAUCUUGAGGCAGUCAGUGAGUUAUCACCAGACGCGUUUUUGGCAGCACUAAGGAGAUUUUUUGGCAGAAGAGGAAGGUGUCUUCAUAUCUACUCGGACAAUGGAUCCAAUUUUGUUGGAGCAAAUAAGUGGCUUGAUAAAGAGUUUAAAGCAGCAAUAAAGCAAGACUCAGAUGUAGCACCAAUUUUGGCCAACGAGCAAAUAACUUGGCAUUUUAUUCCCCCGGCAGGCCCACAUUUCGGAGGAAUGUGGGAGGCAGGUGUAAAAGGAUUAAAAUACCAUUUAAAAAGAGCCAUCGCAGAUACAAAAUUAACUUUUGAAGAAAUGUCUACAGUAUUAGCUUAAAUAGAGGCAUCUUUGAACUCGCGUCCACUAUAUUCAAUAAACGACGAUAAUGGAAUAGAUGCGUUAACACCGGGCCAUUUUCUAAUUGGAAGACCAUUAAAGUCAAUUCCAUCUCUCAAACCAGAUGUCAACUACUCUACAUUAAACAAAUGGAAAUUAGCACAAAAAAUUCACAGAGAUUUUUGGAAUCGUUGGAAAAAUUAAUAUCUUCAUACAUUUCAGCAAAGAAAUAAAUGGAAAAUUGCGGUAGACAUUAUUGAGGUCGGCGAUGUGGUAAUACUAAAAGACGAAAACUCACAACCACCCAAGUGGCCUCUUGCUAAAAUUAUAGAAACUCAUCUGGGAAAUGAUGGUCGCGUUCGUGUGGCAACGUUGAAGCUGCAAAAUAGCAUAUUGAAAAGACCAAUCCAGAAGUUGUGUCCUUUGAUAAGCGCAGCAGAAAAAGACCGGAAGGAGCAGGUAAAGAACACUUACUUAGCCACAAAUAGUCAAAAGAAAACAAACAGAUCGAAUAUGAAUAUAACUGGAGUUACACUUCUGGUACCGUAUUGUCUUACACCAAGCAAUCUCGAAAACGCCUUGAAAGUAGUGCCAAAAUGAAUUGGAUCUGUAAGCGAAUUGCCGGCUAAUACAGCAAUAUUUUUGGAUUCACUAGGGAAAAUGGACGUAAUUACCUCUACUUGGGAUUUGGUAAUAUACUAUGAUCUUCGCGCAUAAUUUGAACAGAUGAAGUUAAUACCGAAUUGCUUGUCUAGAAUAAAAGUUCAUAUCUUAACUCAGUUCGAAGAAGCAUGUAAUGUCAUAUCAUUAUCUCUUGGAAGGCGCCUUGAAGCAAUAACGCACAAUCACAAUUUGAUUGUAUAUAACAAGAGACAAAAAAGAGCACCUUUAGAAUGGGUUGGUUCCACUUAUAAUAUGCUAUUUGGAUUGAUGGAUGCCGAUGACCAAGACCAAAUUGAAUCUAAUUUUAAAGCUCUACUCAGCAACCAAAGACAUUUAAAAGAAAGUUUCAAGGCGCAAAUUUUUGUAAUCAAUUCGACAGCAAAUUUUAUCAACAAGAAUAUAUAUGAAGUAAAUGAGCAAUUUACAAAACUUCAAACUCAAAUUAAUAAGUACCAUUCUGAGAUAAUAAAAGAUAUUAAUCGAGAUAAAAUGGCUAUACAAUUUCAAAUGCUGAUAACACAAAUUAACAUUCUUAUGAGCGAAUGUGAAAACACACAAAGAUCCACAACUGAAUUACUAAUCGAUUUGAAUCAUGGAAGAAUUAAUCCAGCUCUUUUAACUCCCUUACAACUGAGUGAAGAAUUGAUGCUCAUUAAAGAAAAAUUACCAGCAAAACUUCAAAUUCCUGGACACCAAAGCGACAGUCAAUUACGUGAUGUUUACAACCUCAUGGAAGCAAGAGGUAUUUUUAUUGACCAAAAAUUAAUAAUUAAAGGAGAGAUACCAUUGAUGCAGAGUGAGUCAUCGGAAGUUUUCAAAUUGAUAGCCAUUCCUUCCGAGUAUAAAGGACGUGUUGUAAAAGCGAAAUUAAGAAAUGAAUUUUUAAUUUAUAACUUUGGGCUUAAUUCGUAUUUUUUUAUAUCCCAAGCUCAGCUGAAUAAGUGUACAAGAAGCCUAAACAAACACCUUAUCUGUAAAGGAAAAACACCAUGGCAGCCUGCAUUAGACCAAACUUGCGAGCUUUCAGCACUAAUCAACACUAGCCAUACAGACUGUCAGUAUGAAGAGACAAAGAAGACACCGUUCUAGGCAGAGCUUAAUCCAGAUAACACGUGGAUUUUUAAAGUAUUCAAAGGAUCUACAUUGCACGUCGACUGUCUAGGUGGUAAAAGAGAAAUAAUAGAAAUCCCAGCACAAGGCGUUCUUUCCAUUGAAGCUGGUUGCACAGCCCGAUACGAAGGCAUCACAUUAUCAAGUCAUCAAAUAUUUACAACCCAAAAUACAAUCAACUUAACACAAGAUCCAAUUAUAUCAGUAAUAUAUGAUAUUACAGAAGACAAAAUAGUGCCGCUUCAGAUUGACCGCAUCAACAACAACAAAGAUGUCGAACAAAUUAAGGAGCAGAUUAAUAGAAUAAGUAAUAAUGAUUUUAAUUUAAGAGAUUUAAAUCUAAAAAAUCAUAGCGGAAACAUAUCGCUUAUAUUAGUUAUUAUAAUAAUUGUAAUUUUAUUCAUAUGUUAUGUACGCUACAAAUCCAAGCCAAAGGGGAAAAUUACGAUUAAUCUUUCUAAUCGCACGAACACAUAAUUUGUAAUUAAUUGUAUAAAUGUAAUCAAAAAAUAAUAAUAAUUGUUAUAUUACAGUAACCACAUUUUUUGGCCCUCGGCAGUAUGUUCAAAUUACUUGAACAAUAAUAUACAGUCCACUGUCAGUUGACUGCAUACAAAAAUGCAGCAAAUAAAAGAAAAAUAUAUAAUAAGAAUUCAAUACAGAAAAACAACCCUUAUGGUGGUUAUUGUAUUCUUCAUCAUAAAUCUCAAGUGCCUUAGUCACAAACACACACGCAUACAUACUUACAUAAACUAACAAAUAGAAAUGCAAUAGAUGCACACUAGCAAAUGUAUACAAAUGCAUUUGCUGAUAAACUAUACGUGUAUUUUUAAAUAACACCAACGCACUUAUUAUGUGUUAUGCGUUGGUCUGAUAAUUAAUUUAAGAACAUAGGCUAAGAAUUUUGUAUAAAAGGAGCUGCUCAACAAAAAUAAAGCCAGAUUUGAAAGACAAUCUCAGCUAGAAA